AUGCUGAUAGGUCAAGAUCGUGCAGGGAAGACAAGUUUGAAGAAAUCCAUCUUAGGUCUGCCAUUUGACUCUGAGGAAGAAAGUACUGCCGGAAUUGAAGUUGAUCCAUCGAAAUUCGAAGUGAAUACUGAUCUAGCAGUAAACUGGAAACGCACCGAUGAAAAGUCUGGAGUGUCUCAAUUUGCUCCGGAUCUUGCGAAGAAGGUAGCUAGGGAUCUCCAAGAAAUUGGUGGUGAAGGAGAUGAGAGAAAAAAUGACAAAGAAAAUGAAGUUGAGGAAAAAGGAGAGAUCAAUCCAAAACAGGUAAACCCAAGCAGACAAGUGAAAUAGGUCAGAGUGUUAGCCAAAAAGCAACUCAAGGCUAACAAACCAAAAAAAACAUCAACAGCAAAUUAAAGGGAAAGAGGGUUAUGGCGAGAUAGAGAAACAAACACUUACUUUCUUACUUUCUUACUUACUUUCUUACUUACUUACUUUCACGUACUGCAUGUAACCGUCACAAACAAAAAAAAACAUUCUUGAAGAACCUGUGCAAAAUUUCCCUGCUUGCAGAGGUUCUUUAUUGGCAGAGUAAAAUAUAAAGAGGAAUUAGAUACAUUCUCGACCCCAGUGCUUACGGGUUUGGGAAUGCGCGCGUAAGCUCUGGGAACCUGCGCAAGAAUAGCCAAAAUCUCUGGCUGUUUGGGCCUCACAGCGCAUGCUCUUUGAUCCAACCAAAACGUUUUUGCUUCUUUUAUAUCAAUAUCGACCCAGAGCUCUUCUGCGCAUGUAGAGGAGAGACAUCAAGACCUCUGCGACCCCUGGAGCAAGAUUGUCUCUGAUUGGUUUCAGCGAAAAACAAUGGUAGUCUUUUCACUAGAGCCUAAAUAAGCUAAGAAAUAUUUCAAGACAAGUAAAUUUUAAUUACUUCAAGUAAAAUAAAGCUUCACAUACAACCGAUUCUUUUUUACUUCAGGUUAUUUUCCCACGCAACAAAAUUAAGAUUGAUUGACAUGUCUCGCCUUUCUCAAAGCUCAAGGAAACGCAAAAACCGCAAGUCAGCUAAGUCGGUCAUAGGGAUGGUUUUCAAGUCGCUUGAAACUUUAUUGAAUCGUUUCGACUUUCCGAUUUGAAUGAGAUGCAAAGCAAAGUUACUUGAGAUUUUACUUAGGCCUUCACACACGAAUUUUUGGUUAAGUAAAACUUAGCAGCUCUCAAGUCUUACUUAACAGCCCAGUGUAAAGACAACCAAUAUAAGUGUUUCUGAAGAAAUGUUAAAGCACACACGACCGGCCGAUUAUUGAUUUCAGCGAUUCCAAAACAACAUUUGCACGGCUAAUUAGGCAUAGUUACUGGAUGUUCCAAUUUUCAAAUGAAAUAGCUUAGCUACAUAUCGAAAAUUGAACCAGAAAAAGAUUUGAGUGUGAAAAAAUAAAAUAAAAAUUCACCGACAUCUUUGCCAGCUACAAUUUAAGAAGCAUGAGACAUUACCAAUUUUUCUUUGACUUCCACGUUAUCGUAUUCACACGAAGUAGCCGAGUAUGAUUGAAAACUUCCGCAGCUACUCGUAUUUUAGUUGACAAAUAAAAUUUUACCGGUUGGGAAAAGUAUCACGUCUUCUGAAAUAACCAUGUCACUUGCAGAGAUAUCAGUUACUUUAUAUGUUUGUCGCUAAGCUUAGAAAUGAAUGAUCGAAAUGCAAAACUGGUAAACUCGCGGAGCUCAUGGAGGCCAUAAAAACUGUGGGCUCAGUGAUUUCCAGCUUACACUCAAAAGGGUACGCGCAUUGCCGAUCGAUUCGGAAAUAAAAUCGGUUUUCAAAACAAAACAGUUUCGACCGCGUUGGGGGCCGGCAGAGGUCUCUUUUAUUCCUUUCCUUUUUUCUCUUGUCAUGAUAGGCCUUUGAUAGUUGGGAAGUGUGUAAGAUUUUGGGCCCUAGUGGCUCUUAAUAAAUUAUUUAUGGUUUAAGAGGUCUAACACGUCCUUAUACCCUGAGGGUGCUUACUGUGUUAAAAAAAGAAUUUUCUAUUCAAAGUUAGUCUGGGCGAAACGCUAUUGAAAGAGAUGAUUUGCGCAAAUUAAGGGUUAGUUACCAUAACAACUCACCAGCUAUGACCCAGGAUUACCGCUAAGCCAGCUUCGAACAACUCAGCUCUGUUAAGUGGAGAAUGGUCCCUUGAUAAAGUGCAAAAAUUAAUGUGUUCGUCUUUAUCGGCACAUUUUGUAGGCUGGUUUUGACGCUCCUGAAAAACGUCAGGGACAGGAAACAAAUGUGAAGCCAUUGAUGGAAGAGAAACCAGCCUUGUUUAAGACUCAAGUGGAUCAGGUCAGUUUAAAUUCCCCUCUAUGUACGUGUGGCAAGCCUUUAUUUUUUUGUUGCAGGAGAAGGGCAGAAGGGAGACACACCGUGGGAACGAGGUUGUAAACAUUACAGAUCACUGUUCCACCCUCAGAGGAAAUUCUUUGCUUAAGUGAGGAUCUAUUGUCCCAAUUCUUUUUCAUGGACUUCUGUUCUGGCAUUAUUCCUUAUUAAUAAGCGUAUUUAUCCGAUUCAGGGCGCAACUUCGAACAGGCCACGUCAAAUAAAAGCGCCCAUCCUACAGGCAGGAAAAGCUAAUAAGCGACAAGCCUCGAAUAAGCACCCACCCCUCCUACAACUUCCGACCAAAAAAUAAUUGACCUUACCGAAAAUGAGAUUGAAAUAAACUGUGUUCUGCUAGAGACUUACCUGAAGACCGAGUUUUCUUAGUAUUUUGAAGAAACUUUCCAGGAACAGUUAAAAUUCUUCUUAGUCGAAACAUCGUCACAUUUUGUUGCAACAUAAAAUUCCUAUUGCUGAAAAUUGUGAAAAUUUAAUAAGUGCCCAGCCUCAAAGAAGCGCCCACCUCGAAUAAGCGACCACUCUCAAGGUCCAAAAGUUAAAUAAGCGCCCAGGGCGCCUUAUCGAAUGUAUACGUUAUAAGAAUAAUUGAGGAUCAACUCCCCUUUUUAAUAACCGCUCGUUUGGAUCCACGUACCGCUUGUGACGUUAUGUUUUAAUUAAAAGCGGUCAUAAACAACGUUGUUCGCCAAACGUCUGCAGGGGGCAAGGUCUUUCAAACUAUACCUAAGUGAGCGUGAUUCAUUCAAACAGAGCAGCGCAAAAAAAUAAAUGUUUGUAACCAACAACUGACUAUAUCAUGGUAAACUGACGGCUUCAGUAAUAAGUUUAAACCAGUUAACUUUAUUUUACAAGUAAAAUAUCAUUUAACAACUUAGUAGCUUACUAUUUUUAAAGAAAAUACACAAUCUUUGGUAGUAAAUGGGACUAUAGGUUGCUGGAUGCACUCUGAGGUAAAACAAGGGUGGCAGCAACUCACACCAUAACGUGCAUGCAAUAAGGUUGGUAGCAAAACACCCUAAUGGGGGUGGGAAGCCACAAACUCUGAGCUAGGAAUGACCAAUGCAGUAAGGGUGUGGCAGCGACACACUCUGCACUGUAAUAGUCGCAGAGAGAGAUUCGACUGUAUUUGAAGUAGUUACUGUUAAAAAAGUAGCAUUUUAACCUUUUUAAAACCGUUUUAGGGCUCAUCAGGUGAAUCCGACGUUAGAGAAGAAACAGAUAGAGCCGUCUUAACUGACCUAAAAAUCGAUCCCAGUUUGCCUCCAGAAGAAUUUACGGAUCAUCUUGUUCAACUUCUCAAAAACGUAAACCUUCAAAGUGAUACAACAGUAGUCGAACAUCACUGCAUCCUUGAUCUCUGGGACUUCGCCGGUCAACAUCUUUACUAUGCGUCUUACCCAGUUUUUUUAUCGACACGAGCAGUUUAUAUACUUGUGCACGAUCUCAGCAAAAAAUUAGACGACACUGCUCAGCCUUGUUUUAAACAGGGAAUUCGGAAAAUUCUACUCAGAAAUCCAAAUAAGGAAACAAAUUUAGAAAAUUUGUUGUCAUGGCUGGUUUCUCUAAGGACUAUGUGCUCAGUAAAACCAGACGUGAAUGACUGGAAAACGAAUGUGGAAGAUCUGCCGUACUGUCGCCCUCCAGUAUUCAUCGUAGGAACACAUGCAGAUAAACCAUAUCAAGACUUCAAGGAGGCUGAAUCGCAGAUUCAGCAGGAAAUUUCUGGAAAGGACUACGAACGUCACGUGAUCCGUCCAUUCUUCUCUGUCGAUAAUACCCAAGGUUCAUCUGAUGAGGGAGUUGUCUCACUUAAGAAACGAGUGAUUGAAGUCUUAAAACAAGAACCAUAUAUGGGAGAAGAAGUGCCAAUUAGGUAAGCUUUUAAGUCAAGAAAAACUCUGCUCCUUAUUAGUUAUUGAAGAUUAUGCGUAAAGUUUAUGCAAUAUCAUUCUUAAUAAAUAACGUUUUAAAAUAAAGUUAUAGUUUGUCUCAUAACUUUUUAUUGUAGUCACUUGAGUUGGUUGCGGAGGCAGCGAGGUCGAAUGAUUACACAGAUUGUUUACCAUUUUCAUGGGAAACUGAUCGCUUCACGGUUUGGGUAAAUGGUAAGCAAAAUUCAGGACUGGUAAAUUUCAUCCCGAAAUCGCGUUUACUAUUUGUACAAAGCAUUUCCACUAACAAAAAACGGCCGCGAAGCCUGAAACUGUUAUCAAGGAUAGCUUUGAAGAUAUGGAACACGAAUUUCCGUUUGGAGCAUUCUGCCGGGAAAAAAUAUGUUCCGUUGCUCCCGGAAAUUUUCCACUGGGACGACCCAAAAAGUCGUGUUCCAUUUACUUUCCAACCAGGUUUUCCGGAAACGUUUUGUGAAUGGUAAACAACCACAGUGCACUUUCUGACAUUAGACAACUAGAACUGGGUAAACUUAUGUUUUCUUUUCGCCAUUCUCGCUACUGCUAGUAGAGUAUAAAUAUUACUUUUCGUAACAAGAAAGUCCAUACUGUGACACUAAAUGCACGAAUGAUUUUCACCUUCCUUUCUGUAGAACCAAUCCGCAGUCGUAAAAUUUCUGUGAGUUUCCAAGGACCACCUUAUCAUAACUCUUUAGGAAGUGAGAUGAAAGAUUCUAUCUAAACUUUGUAAGCAUUUCUAUGAAAACUAAUAAUUAUAUAAUUAUAAACCUUGUAAAUAGUUUCUGUUUUCUUCACAGUGUCCCAUUGUUUAGGGUAUUUGUUUGUUACUAUACUUCAUAUUUAUACAUAUUUAUUUUAGUUAUUCACUUUCUAUCAAUUUCAUUUAAUUAUUCAGUUUACGCUCAAUCCUGGCCUUGUAAACUUACACUUUUAUACUCUAAGGGAGCCCAAUAUCUAUGAGCCUUAAUUUUUAUGGUUUCUUUUUGGGCUUCCUCACCACAUAUUCUGUGUAUUUCUGUAUUCUCGUCUUUCGUUUUUUGUGGUGAAAUAACUAAAACUAAAACUGCCAUAUGGAACACAAUGUUCGCGCGGUUGUGUUUCCUGCGUGACGCGGAGAAUUAGUUCCCUCGGCGGUCAGUUUAUUUGCCAUCCUCUUUUUGCCGUUUCCUAACCGUGAACAUCAACGCAUUUCAAUUCCGCUAUCUCUGUUCAUUUUCUGUUGAUGUUACUAGGGUGAAGCCUCAUGAUGUGGAUAGCUUCCUUCACCCUACGGUAGUAUUAUAUCAGUGGGUCUCGAUGUAUACGCUUUAUCUCGUUCUGUAGCAUAUAAUGGCCAGACGUUCCGGCUUAACAAGACGGUCUCGUGAUCUACAGGAUUUCCUGUGCGUGCGUCAAAGUCUACAUCGGGGAAACAGGGAGGAGAAACUAAGACAGCACGAAGGAAAAGAUUCAUCCGUACCAGUCCUCCAACAUAGCAAAACCCAGCCUUUUUCCGCGCUUUAGAACGACGUUCAACUGCCCAUCACCUAAAAUUUUAUAUUUUCUUAUCUGAAACUAUACCUUAUUAAAAUAACUUCUGCGAAAAAAUUUUGCGGUUUGAACAAAACGCGAUUUUUUUACCAAUUUUUGAAGUCUACAUUUUUGCGGUACACCCGUGCCGCUGAUCAUGCAAACUAACAGGCUCACAUAUCACAUAAUGUGACGUAAAUUAAGGAACUUGCAUUACCAGACGACGAUCGAACAGUAUCCCAUGAUGCACCUCGAUUCAUGUUAUAUUAUCACUGCGUGCGUGACACAUCAUGAUCAGUAAUCUUCAGCACGCGCGAAGUGAACAUCCAUCGCAGUGCUCGAUGUGGAUGGUUUCCAAACAUGUUUCGGUUCAGCAGCUUCUGCUUUUGAGAUUAUCGAGUUGGCUUAUAUUCACUGUGCUUUAAAGGAGAAUUUCAGCGUUGCUUUGACUGAGAAGGGUUUUACAUGUAUUUCACUGAUCUGUCGAGAACUACUUGUGCCGCGCUCGGUCGCACUGUAAACACAAAUUAUAAGACUGGCAAUUGUAAGCUUCGCUAGGUUCACUAGGAGAACCCAGGCCAGAGGAGAACCAAAACUACGACUGAUCUAUAAAGUGGUUCCAACAAAACAUCCGCCACGCUGUGAAGCUAAUUACCAAAGGAGAAUUUAUUACAGCAUCGCGCUCAAAGGAGCUGAAGUUUACAAUGGCAGUUACAAACAAAAUUUAACCUAUCGAUGCGACAAACAAUUCUCUGAAGCACAGUCUACCCGGUACUGACUCAAGCAAUCUUCAAGGAAAUUUCCUGGCCAGAAUACUGAUCUGUUCUUUUGAAUAAUUAAAGUUUCUGAUGUUUCUUUUUCAAAUUCUGAGCAGGCUUCAGUUUACGUUGUGCCGGCUUGCAUGCUGCGUGGUACCUUUCUUUGGGUUCUUUUCACACUGAAACACACCGUUAUACACCGCUCCUUCUUCGAAUUAGAAUAAUUAUAGUCAAAUUCCUUUUAAAAAUAACCUCUUUGAAAAUACAAAGUGAUUGCUUCGGCAUAGAGCGCUCUCGAAAGCGCCCAACAGAUUGUAGCCUUCAUCAGGCUUUACACAUAUAUUAUGACACAUGGCGUUGAAAUGUGAUAAAAGAUUCGAAAUUUCAGCCAUCUCUGGUCGACGAAAAAGUCUUCAAAAUGUGGGUACUUCUGGGUACUUCUUAGCCUGUACAAUAUUCAGGUCUUCAUUUUGCUGGCGUGAGGUCCACAUUUGGAAGACUUCAACAUAUGUUCCAAAAAAUCUUGAAUAUUCAUGACCUCGUUGUGGGUCACUGAACACUUUGUGAUGGGAAGACUAAUUGAAACCGUGAAAAUAAAUGUUUCUAUGUGGAAACUUCGCUCUUAAGCCAUUGCAAAUCGGAGAAAUCAUGUCAAAUAACGAAAUAAUGUAAUUUGUUUACUUUUACUGGAAAUCGAGUGAGAAAAAAGCCGACGAGAAAACGACCUUAUUUCAUGAUGGAAUCUGCUAUGACUGCGAUAUUGCGUGAUGCUUCUGGAAAAAUGCAUCAUGGGAUACUAUUCGAUCCUCCUCUGUUGCAUUACCUUGCCUUCACUAGCUGUACACAAAAAAGAUAAAUUACAGGUAAGGAUUGAAUCACAAUGUCUUCGCAAGAAGAGAGGUUUUCGGAAAAAGAAAAACCUAUCAGAACUCUUAAUGUUUUCCUGUGGAUAAGCUCACGUGUUCCUUAAAGUACGUCGUAUGACGUCAUACUCCGAGAGAAGACUAAGACAAAUGGUGUGGCAAAAUAGCGGCAAAUUUGAACGUUUUUGAAAAAUUCUAAAAAAAUCGUCUUUGGUUCAAUUCGCAAAAUUUUUUCGCAGAAGUUAUUGUAAUAAGGUGUAGUUUCAGAUAAGAAAACAAAAAAAUUUAAGUGAUGGGCACUUUAAGUCUAUCAGUCUGGGGUGUUGGCCCCAGGACCCUCGGGACAAACCUGUUUUGAUAGUGUGGUAUACCGCUUAGCCCAUGUUAUAGAAUAAAAUGAAUUGAAUGAGCAUUUUAAAGAAACUUGGUCAUUACCUAUUUAUCUAUCAGAAUACAGACGCCGCUGACGUCAAGAAGAUCAAUCUUGUCGUAUCCGGUGUUUCCAGUCUCACACUUAUGAAUAUGCUAAGAUACUGAAGAUAUGAUAAGAUGGAUUUAUUCGGAGCGCCAGAAGGAACACCUAAAUUUAUAUUUUUGUAUUUUAAAAUACACGCAACCUGACUUUUAUCGCUUCUUACACUGCAAAUUUUAAUAGAUUGUACCGACACAUUAUGUUGAAGAUCAUACGCACGAUUUCUUCUGGACGAAAUUAUUGUAUUCAAUUCAGUGACAAUAUACGAACAGUUUCAUCACUGAUAGCCUCGUUUAUUCUUCAGUGCGUAGCACAUUCAGCGAACAUAGAAUGUGAGGGAAGAAAACGAAAACAAAACUCGAUACCUUCAAUAUCAGUGAUUGCACAAUGAAGCAUUGUCCAAUUUUUACUAGCCUCCCACGCAGGCGUUUUUUGGAGAGCUCAUUUUUCAUCCCUCCCCACAAAGGGGAGGGAUGAAAAACGAGCUCCUCUAAAAACGCCUGCGUGGGAGGCUAAAUUUGCUCCGGCAGAGGAUCAGAUCCUGUGUCAACGGGUUGGAUUGCUUGGAUUUUCUUUGCUUAAGUCACCCGGUAGGAGAUUAAGGGUUCAGUUAUUACUCUUUAACACCUUCUUUUAGCUUGUGUUUUCAUAUUUGGUUUUCAGAUGGUUCAACUUCGAGAGGGUUAUCAAAGCUUUGAUUGCUCAGGAAAUGUAUUAUUUAAACUUCGAACAACUUCAAGGUAUUAUCCAGAGAGUUUGCUUCAUUGAAGGUGAGGAUGAGGCUGCCACCAUGUUGGAUUUCUAUCAUGACCUCGGCAUGAUUUUCAGACACCGCAACACAGUUGUAAUUCGGACUCAGUGGCUCAUAGAGGUCUUCAGACAACUCAUAACUAUUCGUCCUUUUUACGAAAGGGUAAGUGGAACAUUUUUUCCAUCCUAAUUGUUUCAGCCUGAUUACAUUGCAGCAUAAUGAAUGACCUUCGUAGAAAACACCAUCCCACCCCCUUUUAUAUCAGCUUUUGAUUAUCUUGAUUAUUACUGGGCUGCCUGUGCGGCCCAGUCAUAAAAUGGGCUUUCGGUCGUCGGUGUCGAAAAGUGGUCUCCCGGGGGAGGGAAGACACGAGGGUCUGCUACCGAGAAACGAUGUUCUCACAAAUGGUUUCAUAUGAGUUUCUCUUGCUCGGAGCCUUACACGGAUACUUUUUGUUCCUCGUUUGCGCUCCCCCUGAAAAACUCACAAGGCGUUGCGAACCUGAAGAAGGCUAUUUGUGUUGUUCGAAGCGAUUCGAUCAUGGGAGUUACUCUAUAAUUUUUUUAUUGUUCGAGUUUAAGUCAGUUAGAUGAUGUUGGCGCUGGGAAACUCAGAGAAAUGCUCGCGUUGCAUUCAAACCGACACGCCGUUCACGGUAGGUUCACACUAAAAGACUGAAAAGAUGACUGUGAGCGUCAGGUUUGGAACACCGUGGCCGCUUCGUGAACUAUCGAUCGAUGUAGUACAUGAGCAAUUAAGAAGCACAAUUUAUGAGCAAAGUAUUUCACCAGUUGACGACAUUAUGGCUGAAGACUUGAUUGUAAGCAGUCAUAGUCAGUGAAGCGAACAACUCAGUUGCCGAUGAAUGGCAGAUGAAUCCUGAUGUGAGGCACGUCCAUAAGCGAGGGACGUGACAACUUUGCCAUGUUAGAAGAUUGGCUUUUCCUUUAAAUAUUUCCUUCUAUUUAAUGCAACACACGCCACUUUGGAGAUCUAAAUUUCGGAUACUGAGGAUAAAGAAGACACGGACAAAAAUAGGAACUCUGAGAAUUUCGCACACAAGUUUAAAGCUUCUCCGGGACAUCCCAUCCGGGAGCUUCACAGAGAGCGACUUGAGGAAAAUAGCAGCUAUUACUGACAAGGUUUAGUGACUGAGUAGAGCAUAUAAGUGUAGCCCACGUCGAGGUUUCAGGGGGUUUGCUUUUGUUUGUAUCUGUAUCUUGCUAAGCUUUUAUCAUUAAAUUUGUACAAGAUCUUGUGAUCACAAUUCUGUGUUUUCGCCCAUUCAGCAAGCACGCUAUAUUGAUGUCAGCAUUAGCGAGUUUCAGAAACAUGCCUUUGAAAAUUUUCAGCGCUCGUGAUGUUUCUUGAUAUUUCUUUUACCAUUUUGUGGAGAUGUAAACUGAAGUCACCGCAAAAUGGAAACUUAAAAAAGCGUAUAAUCCAUUUAUCUCGAAACAUAACACACAUGACUUAUACGACCUUUAUUUUCGUAAAGGUGUUUUGAAUACGAACGAACACAGUCAAUGUGAGGGGCAAAAACAGCAUUAAUAUAAAUGAACCAUAGGAUUUUAACUAAUAUAAGGGUCAAUUAUUGUGCAUUGAGAUGAAUCGCUUGAAAAGAGAGACUUCGCUUGAAGAUGUGAUCAGAAGUAAACAAAGGCAUAAUAGUGCGUCACGCUCAGUCUUUUUAAUAUCCAAGGAGUCACUGUGAAUAGUGUUUCCAUAUUGUUUAGCUGGCACAAAAACCUCGGACGAGUUAUAAAGCGGCAUAGUUAUCUUCCAUGAAGAAAAGUUAGUCUUGGGUGAGACAAACAGAACUGGAGCGAAUUUUUAACUCAUAUCGGUAUCAGGUAAAAAAUAUGUUAUCGAUCGUUUCAUCUAUUUACAUUGUUUGAAGUGCGUGCUGGUGAACGCAACAUGCGAGCGAGAAAUCUUUAAACUUUUUUAGGUCUCAAAAUGCAAAGGAUUUUAUUCCUUUAAGUUAGAGAAAAAUACCGUAAGGAAAAUCUUAAAACUGAAUACUUUUCAUCUUGUGGAAAAAAUAGUGCGUUUUCAUGUAGACUGUGGACCGCAAAUUAGGAUCGCACUUUUCACAAACAUGCGAAUUCUGGAGCUCAGAACCCAACCGACGAUUGCGUAUUUCGCUGCUGUCAAUCAUCUUAACGGACCUCUUAGGAAACAAAAAUUUACUUCACGGGUUCAAAAGGUCAUGGUUUGUGAUUUGUGGAUUUCGAUCCGUUUUGUGUGUUUCUCUGUUUCAAGGUUCGUUGCUUGUGAUCGUAAUUAUGAUUGACGGCAGCCAUAAACACAAUUGUGAAGGUGGCUUUUGAACUUUAGAGUUCGCACGUUUGUGAAAAGCGCAGUAAAGUCUCCGUGCAGUCAGUGAGGCCCCUGGAUCAGGCAGGAUCAGUGGGCAGAUAACUGUCUGUUUUAGUAUACUUCUGGUUUUCAUACAAUACAAUAUUUCUGUCUAGUGUAAAUCAGCUCAGUCUGUCGCAUUUUAUGCUCGUAGAAGGACAACAAUUUUUGAAAUUUCCGGUUACGUCAAAUUAGUCACGUUAUACUGUCACGCUAUAUUUUGGGGCACAGAGGGAUUGGGGGAGGGGUGCGUGGAAAUAAUGCAAAUUGUUUCCUGUUUAGAAUUAAUGGCUAACUUGUUUAUUUUUAUUCAUAAUGGUGGAAUUUAAAAGUUAUUUUACAGCCCCCACUUAAAAAUGGUACUCUUUUUUUUUAGUUACGAAAGUCUUUCAAAAGGGUACAAUGUUCUGAAUGAGCUUAUGUUUCAGUCUCACAUGAGAUUCUGUUGCAUGCAAUGGUUGCCGACAAGGUUUUAUGGUAGCCUGAGUGUGUAUAGCCGCCCCCUCCCCUCAGAAAAAAUAGCCCCUUUGCAGCCCAGUUAAAAAUCGCCUUUCGACGAUUCUUGUCUCUUAAAAAACCUUCAAUGACCUUACAGAUCUAGAGCUAAGCCUUACAAGAUUUCCAGAGAGCAAGGCGAUAAUUAACGUUCAUAAUUAUUGUACUGUCUUGAAAGGGUUUCUUUGUUGAUAUGCACGGCACGUCAGAAAACUUAACUUGCACUUUAAACCCAUCACGUUUUCAGUGGCUAUAGGUGACUUGCGAGUUAUAGCUUAAUGUUUUGUCAAAAAGAAACAACCAAUGGCCACUUUAUUAGUUGGAAUCAGAGCCACCUUAAACCUGACAAACCAGCCAAUCUAAGGAUGGUGUCACGCCGUCGAAAAUGAAAUGCUUUCUGGUCUUGUUUAUGACGUUAUCGAUCGCCCGCUAACUAGGGAACUUAAGCAGCAGUGACGGCGACGGUUACGAAAACGUCACUUAAGGUAAUUCCCUUGAAAUUGUUCUACUAUCAAACUUUUUUUGAAACGUGGCAUAAUCGACAUUCAUGAUAUGAACAUUAAAAAAAUGCAAUAAAAAGAUGGGGUCACAGUGCUUGUUUACGCGUCAGCAGGCUCUUAAACUGGGAUAUUUUUACUAGUUGCGCGUUAAAAAUUCGAAUCCCCUUCUUACAGAAUUAAGUCGUUCUUACUUGAAACACACAAAAUUUUAUCUUGAACGUAAAACUUCUUUUACUCAAAUAGCAGUAUUGCUUCAUAUAAUUUGUUUUUGAUUGCCUGUUUGUGGGGAUAUUGCACUUUUUUGGACAGUUCCGUGGUUUAGCUAGAAGUCCUCGCCUUGACCCAAAUACACCAAAUACGAAACUAUUUGCCCCAAAAAAUCAUGUUCUACUAUCAAACUUUUUUUUCUUCUUCAAAUAUGUUCUUUAUGAGACUGUUCUUAGCAAAUACCUGGGAAAAAAAAUCGGGGGUCACCGUGCUUGUUUCCUCACAAACUGCUGUGAAAGGUGGACGUGGUUUUGAGAUCGCAGUCAGGAUUGAUAAUUUGCGCGGCGGGGACUGGGGCGAGAUACAAAGUAACGCCCAUCGUGUUCGAAGUAUGCACUCGAAAUCAAGCUUGUUUUGUGUUGUUUUUAUGUGUUUGAUAUCGCCAACACAGAAAUUCAAACUUGAAAAGAGUACAUUAAAUACCAAGGAAUGAGGUAAGUCAAAAUUUGAUGAGAUUUUGGAGUUAUGAAUCUUUAUUUUGGACUAUUUUGUAGCGCCGCCGUUCUGUUUAAUUCCAGUGAGUUAGGGUUCGAUUUUUUUACUUUUGCACGAUAUAAAUGCUUGACGAAGAGACUUGAAGAAAAGACUAUUGAUUCCUAUUCUUCAUAUGUUCGCUUGUUUGGUCUCUAUACACAGCAAAACUUCGUAUUUACAUCAAAGACUGGUCUCCCUUGCGUGGUUCUGGUGCUAUACGGUGGGUCUUAUUUGUUCCAGAAAUAUUCGUCUCUCCACUCUCAGAGUUUGAACAACAUAUGUACAGUAGCAAUCCCAGGCGAGAUACUGGCUCGUUAAUGCAGUUGGAGAGCCGUAGAGCUGUCCCACAGGCUUCACAGUCCUCACAAUCCAAAGCCUCAGCCAGCACAUUUUAAUAAUUCCACAACUCGACGGCCGCGAAGUGAAAAACCACUGCAGACUUCGGGAUCACGCACAUUUCUUUCAUUUUCUUGUUUUUUGAUAGCAAACCAGGAAGCUUUCAGCCGAUCUGCGGCAUCAUUAUUACGAAUAAAAGCUUUAGCUCUGCAAAAGCGGCCCUUGUUUGUUCUUUUAGCGCUAGUGCGAAGAACCGCCACCAGCAAUGUUAUGCACAGUAGAGGAUGCGCAGUGCAAAACAAGGGAUUUACCUUAAAAGGUGAAUUCGCGCUUAUUUCUUUUUGUUCAAUUUAUUGCUAAAAAUGUUGGCGAAUUUUUCUGGAGUUGAAUUCUAAGGGUCUGUAUUUCAGGCAAGAAAAAAGAAAGUCGCGCCUUGUCUUGUGUCCACGUCCUCGACAAAACGUGAAAUUAGGCAUUUUCACGUGGUAGUCGUGCAACGACGGCAAAGAAAUGUACAAGAAGCGUGAUGUACGUGCAAAGUUGUUGUUUUGCUAAUAUAAGCCAAUUGCUUUUUUUUGCUGUUCUCGUUGCCGUCGCCGUCGUCGUUGCUUAAGCUCAAGAACAAGGAAACCAAAAAUCCCUGCUAUACCACUGGCCUUCCUCUUGAAAAUUUAGCUCUAACUGGUAUUUCACAUAUGUAGCUUACAAUGCUUAUUUGUUAUCUCCUGAAACUCAAUAUUCUGCUGAUAUGUAGGCUCGAUUUCUGCCGUCUCCCGGGUCCGGUGUUUAAUCCUUUCCGACGAGAGACUCCUUCGGGGGUAUGAGUGCGGGCUCAUUUUCCCGAAAAGCGGCUGGUAGUCGAGCCUAGCUGAUAUGAUGUAUUACAGUUAAUACAUGUUCGAUCUGACGCUUUAUCGUACCUCUCAAGUUAUUCAAGGACAUGUAUUUCUGAGACCUCUAUUGUUAAGAAUAUAUCGCUACUUCAUUGCCAAAAUAUUUAACUAAUCCAGUCUUUAAUGUGCUGGAUAUAUUGGCACCUCGCAUUUCAGUCGUCUAUUUCUUUUGUGGUAGCGCCCAACAAAAAGGUUAAGAUCCUUCAGGUGUAUUAAGGACAGGGUCAUCUAAAAAACGUAAAAAAACAUGAAACAAUGAACGGAGGUGGUCUAUCUCCGCAAAUGCAACGUAUUGACACGAAACCUACGUGAGAGCUUACUGAAUCGCGUUGUAAAGAUUAAGUUUGAUUGAAAGCUGUCAAGAUAAGGAUCACGUGACUCAUUGAGGUAUUCAAUUACCAUUUUUAACUUCAGGCCAUCUGUAGGAGAACUUAUACACACUUACUUUUAGUUAACAAAUAACGCGCGGAAAGUGUUUUGCGUAUCGGGAUGUGCACGAAACUAACUGGAAGGCAUGUCCAGGUCACGUGGUCAUUGAAAUGUGACGAUUUUUCUGUCACGUGACAGCCAGAAAACAUUCAUCAAGGGUAGGCAUAUCACCAUUCCAGUUACAUUUGGAAAGCACUUUAGAUAGGUGAAAACAGCACCAAUAAAAAUGCUCAAUAAAAGUUUUUUACCCUGCCUGCAGAAUCCUUAAAGACAAAAUACGGAAGUGAAGCGUUACUUGAUCACGCAAUACGUUACCAUGGUGACGUCAAUCUCAAAAUACUUUCUUCACAAGGAUAAUACAAUGACCAUGUCUCAGCCUUGCCACACAUUCUCUUUUGAAGAUAGACCACCCCCUUAUAUUUCAGAGCAAAAAAAUGAUAGAUCUAGGCCUUAAUAUACCUGAGUUAAUUCCAUCUUUAUAGCUGUGACAUUUGGUUGUUUUGCUGAAGAAAUGCCUUCCUCCGGGUUUGAUAGGUACCAAGACUUUCCAGGUUGUGGAACGAAAUGGAGGAUACAGGGGUCCUCAACAUGGAGCUGGUUGAUCAUGUGUUCUCCAAGUGCUACCAACUGAAAGACCUGAUCAAGGAGGAUAUCUUGAACAUGAUGGAGCAGUUCGGACUGAUCGCCAAGUUUACAGCGUCGCUGACAGAUGAAAUGUACUUUGUACCCUGUCAACUGAAGACACCACCUGAAUUCCUUUGUGAAAUGAAAUUAUCACCUUCAGAUCCUUGUCCUCUCUACCUCCAUUUUAAAUGGGGUUUUGUCCCUCACGGUCUUUUUUGCCAGCUCGUGUCACGUUGUACUAGAUGGUACUCUGAGAGUGGUUUCAAGGAAACGCCACAUUUUUUCGAUGGAGCCGCCCGGUUUUUCAUAGGGAAAAAGUCCUCUCACCAGUUCAUUCUUUUAUGCAGGAAAAGAUUCAUCAAGAUCAUCUUGACACAACCAAAGGGAAGUCAUCGUGAAGUAAACCAAGCAUCGUUCGCUGAAACAAACGAGGUGGCUAUUCUUGUUCGAAAGUUUUUGGAAGAGACAUUGCAGACCCUAAUACGUGAGCUGUCGUGGUUGAGAAACCUGAAGUGUGACUGGUGCGUCGCAUGUCCUGGCUGUCUGCGACAUGAACAGGUUUGUUCUAUCCACGAACAGAAGUGCUGUACUCACGAGGACUGUCUGUGCCUUCUGAAAGUAGAGGAGGGGAUACCGAGGCACUGUCAAAAAAGACUUGAGAUGCCGACGCUGCCCGGACUGGAAAAAUGGUUCUCACUAGAAGGUAACUUGGGCAACAUAUCUGUGGGGGUGGAUAAGUGUCUUAUAACAGUACCUUAACACAUUUCAAUAUACGACUGACAAGGACAUGCAAGAUUCUCUCAUAAGAAAUUUCAUUAAUUACUCUUAUCUUUGUUGCUGAUAACCCUCCAAAUACUCGGUUUUCUUUUAGGGGUUGACAUUUUUGAACAGAUUCACAAGUUUACAAUUCCGAAGCGAGUUUUGGCAAGAUCAUUUGGGCCGUAACUUUAAAAUGUAUUUAUAGGGCCAUUCAAAGGCCCAAAAAGGCCAAAAGGCGGGGGCUUAUCCCGGUUUUAUUAGCAUGAAGCAUCUAGGGGUAUUGCUACUCCCCCCUGGACGGGAUACUAGUCCAUCGCCGUGUUACCUCAGCGGUAUCAUUAUGAUGUCGCCGGUACCCAUUUAUACACCUGGGUGAAGAAAAAAGUGGAGUAAAGUUCCUUGUCUAAGGAAAAAACGCUACGGGCGAGGCUUGAACCUCGGGGGCCUUUGGCUCGUGUGCGCCUUUACCUAUAGGGUCUUUCGAACCAUUUUCAUUUUGACAGUACUUGGAACCCGCAACCCAAAACCUUCAGUACAAAGUAAAGUCGCGGAUUCCAUUGUCUGUUAUAAGAACACUGACUUAAAAGGUAAUUUUGGUCCAAAACUGUGAUAAAGACGUCGGGUUUCUUAAGGGUAAACUUUUUCAUGCAGUUCAGUUAAGAACUUAAGCAAAGUUUCCUCGUGAAAAUGUUUGCUUUCGUCUACAUAUAGAUUAAACAUGUGUGCGUGAUGUUUUCUGUGAAAGCCCGCUAAUCUGGCUAAUAGAGGGUUUGGAUACGGCAUCCGGUUAUACGGACACUAUGGGAUGUCCCCUUCGUGUCCCUAUUAACCGGAUUCCACUGUAGUGGCAAUCUGUAAGGCAAAAGUUUGAACUGGUUUGUUGGGCCAGACGUAGGAAAGAUAUUUUUUAAGAACAUAUUCUAUUCCUGGCAUGUAAUCGAACAGUGGAUUACAGCUGAACUGUAAAAAAAGAGGUCAAGAUUUAAGAAAAAAUGCAAUGUACCUUUCCUAAAUUAUCAGGGUUGACAUAUCAGUUGAAAUUUCAGCUAAAUUGUACGUAAAUUUCAACGUAACAUGAAAAACUGCCAUGAUCAAAGGCGAUUAUUACCGCAAAAUCGCGAAGGAAGCCGUAAAAGGAACUAACUUAGUUACCUUGGGAAUUAAUUCGCUUGUAACAGCAUGUUACCACGGUAACCUAAACCCACGGCUUUGUUAAUGGGGGAAAUGCCUUUCACCAUAGUGUGUGUAACCGCACCUAUAGUCCGCUUUCAAUUCUUGAGGAGUUUUAUUUGUACAUAUUUUUCAGAAACUAUUGUGUUCGAUCGGGUGGGGCUGCAGAUAGAGGAAAUAAAGAAUGACUCAGCGAUGUUAAUGUUGUUGUUACAAUUUUCUUAUAGAUGUUUCUGACGAAGAAGCGCAAAUAAGCAAUAGAUCCAAAAGAAAGGUGUCUUUUUACGCUCCUUCGCUUUCUAAGAGAAUAAAGGGUGCAGGUAUCAGUUAUUUUUUUAUUAUUUUAUUUUUUUAAUCAGUAUUUAUCCAGGGGCAUCCAAUUUAGCAGAGCUAGUUUAAAUGGAGUCCUGACAAAACACAAAAAAAGACAUUAAAACAUUAAAACUAGACAAUUAACUAAGUUACAAAGGCAACAUGUAGCGCGGGCGUUACUGUUUGAAAUGGCGCUUUAGCUUUUUGAUACUAAGUUCACUGAGGGUCUCUACUUGUGUAAUGAUUCUCGGUAGGGUGUUGUAGGCCCGAGCACCGUUUGUUUUGAAGCCACCUUGGUAUUUACUAGUUUUUUAUGUUACAAUUAAUAAUGAUGCUUAAAUUUUAGCUCCUUAAUUGAGAAGUUGUAGGGCUUUAAAUCAUAGAUAAGAUAGAGCAUAUCGUAAAAGACUCUAAAGCAGAGAAACAAGAAAAAAAACCUGUGUAAAGUCUUAUUCUCUUUGGAUUUAUCAGCCUCAGAAAUGUCCAAAACAGAAGUUACCCGGGUGGGGUACUUCGUAUAAUGGCCUAUACGGGAACGCUCCGCCCUAAAUGGGUACCUUUUUUGUGCUUCAGGUAUAUGCAUUUUAUGGCUGUGGAAAAGUCGAUAAAGUUUUCUGUUGUUGUGGUUUAUUCAUAUUUUAAAGGACAGUGUAUUGACAGCAAUUUACAGGGAUACAAAUAUCUACAAAAGGUAUGUGAAAGGGAUACCAUUUGUCAAUAGAAGGAAUACGAAAGGAGUACCUUUACUGCUGAAAGUAGUAUAUAAAAGAGUAAGGGUUUGGACAUCGGGGCGGAGCCUCCCCGUAUAAAGCUCUGUUGAGUACCCCCCUCGCCAAGCUAUCAAAGGUUAUAACUGAUAUUGUUCUUUUUCAUUAACAGGACUGCCUUUUCUUCGACAAAUUGAACUGGAAUCCAAGGAAGGGACUAGCAAACCUGAGUUGCCGGUGAAUUUCAGGAACAAAACGACGGAAAAAGGCUUUGUGAUUUCUAACAAUCAAGGGGAGGGGAACUGUAUGUUUUUUGCACUUUCGGAACAGCUCGGCCUUAGAAAAGGAACUGAAAUCUCACAUGGACAGUUACGGAAAACAGUGGUCCAAUAUCUCAAGGAAAACCCUGCGCUGGUAAGUUAAUUGUUGCCAGUAACUUAAUCAUUCUGCUUUGGCCUAGGUCGAAGACUCAACGGUCAUUCAAGUUUGCUAAUCCUUGGCGAAGAUUUAAUAUCUUUUUGGGUAUUGACAGUCUAUUCAUUAAAAUUCCUUUCAUUUUCUUUGAAUGCUGGCAUAUCAUUUGUAAAUAUCCUAAAUUUCUUGAAAGUUCCUAUGAAAAUACAGUGUGAGUUUUUUCUCGCUUACAUUUUCUAGAUACAUUGACUAUUGAAAAUUGAAACUGUAGCACGCGAGCACGCUUUCUAAUGUAGGUUCUUAAGCGGAGAAAGCGAGAUACGAACAAGCUCGCGAAAAUAGAUCUUAUUCUCGAUGCGGCCUAGGAUACCGCAGUCUUCACACGCGCUUUAGGAUGGAUGGGAUAACAGCAAUUCUUACGUGGUAUUCCAGGGGACAAACAAGUGAUAAAAUUUGUCAAUACCUCAGGUGGAACUCGACCGGUAUUUGGGUAUAGUUGAGCCUCUGAAGGUUUGAAACCUUGACUCUGUUUAGGGAAAAAAAUCCUAAAAUACAUACCCUGCAUGGGAAAACAACCUCAACUUUAUUACCUUGUUUAGGGCAGUGCACGCCGUCUUGUUUUAAAGGCCAUUGGCAAUUUCAAGAGAGCAAAUUCAUGUUAUAGUCAUUGUUUUUGUGUACUUGGAGUAGAAACAAUUUUCAUCAAGCAAAUGAAAUCAACCGUGGAGGCAAUACCCUGUUUAUAGAGAGAUUAAGAUUCACGUUUACGGCAAAUGUGAAUUUGUACCACGUGACCAAGUUUUUCCCUCAAUUGUCGUUAACUGUUUAUCACUUCAACUAAAAAAUAAGUAGUUUGAAGCCAGUUUUAUACAUAAGAAUUGUUCUGGACAGUUUUCAUCUGCUUAUUUCUAUUCUGAGAAAUUCUCAACUUGAAUCUGACGUUUGCCGUUUGGCGUAAAAGUGAAUCUUAAACUCUCUUACAAUUAGAACAGACUCACUCGAGAUUAUACACCCUGUUUAGGACAGAGGGGCGAAAGCCAUACCCUGUCCAACGACACAUCAACGUAUGGGCCAUACCAGGGAUUACAAUCCCUGGGGCCAAACCGGGUAACCGCGGUCGAGUUGGUUUGUUCUCUCAAAAAGAGACGGUUUUAGCCUUACAAAAUGGAGUUUCGACAAGGCAAGUAACAUUAGUAUUGCUUGCUGCCAGGACAUCUAUACGGUCGCUACUUCAUCCAGGAGAAAAAAAGGCAAUAAUGAACACUUUCACUCAAAAUUUGCUAUUAUCGUCUUUAAGGUAAGCAGUUUUUCCUUUUCUGUUGUCUAGAAUGAACAAACUCGACCGCGAUUUCUUGCAUUGUCAGCUUUCGUCGCUUGCUUGCCCCCUGCGAAACCACGUGACAUUGCUGUUGAAAAUAAUAGCACUUUGACAUUCAUUGAUCAAAAUGGCAGACUCAAAAAAACACUUAAUUAAUAUACCUACAUUAUCAUAUUUUAGUGACGAGCAAAACGUAAAGUUUUUGCUGUAGCUCUGAGAGUCCUUCUUCAUUACUUCCUAUAGAAAUCAAUUUUGUCGAUGAAAACAAAAAUAUGGAUAAACUUCCAGUCUCGUUACCUUGAUCCCCGAUGCGGAAACCAAGGUCUCUGCAACUAGCCUUGCCCGCCUUCUCAUGUGAACCGCACAACUUCUAUCGCGUCACUACUAUUUCAUUUCAUUAAGCGGUAAGCCAGCUAAGAUUUUAACUAACUACCGCUGACACCGCUGUGUUGGCUAUUUACUAACUACAGAUUUUUCUCUCACAGCCGGAUGGGACAGAGCUCUUCAAUUUUGUUAACGGAUAUUCAUCUUGGGAUGCUUACCUCACGAGCAUGAUGACAGAUGGUACAUGGGGUGAUCACGUGAUUCUACAUGGUGCAGCAAACUACUUUAAAACAUGCAUUCAAGUGGUCAGCAGUCAUCACCUUGACGUAAUGAUCUGCCCAGAGUUUGAUGUUACUGGUAGUAAACGACUUGUGCUGGGUCACGUUCAUGAGCUUCACUAUGUCAGCCUCAUUCCAUGUAAAGGAGGUAUUUAAGGCGUUUGAUUUUACCUUCGGUAACGACCAACAACAACAGUCGAAUUAUAAUAUGCUUAUCAGAAAAGCCGAUAUGGCGGUUAUUUAACUAAACACUUGAACGAACAUUUAAUAGAAAAUAGCUCAUGUCGCUUUUCUUUUCGGCCAUUAAAAAGUUUGCGGUUUGUUUCACCGCUUUAUUCGAUAAAUAUCAGUUUUUCCCAUACAAAUUUGCACAUUGUGUAACAAGCAACGCAUACAACUUAGCCUGUUUACUGUUAAAUCGUAUUUAUUCGAUUCAUAACUCUGUCAAUUUAGAAAUCUCUAUUUUUAUCUCCGUAGAAACUGCAAGAUACCAACCAGAGGUCACUGUUACUCUCCUUGAAAAUAAGGACCUUCCUAAAAUGUCAUUGCCUUGGAAUGAUGGUUUACUCCCAGUUGACAUGUUGUUACUUACUGUAGAGGACUGUGAAUUUCUGAGUUGCCUUUCGUAUUUGAAUUACAGUCUCUGUAAAAGCUACUGCAAAGAACUUGGUUACGUAUACUUCGGGGAAAUGGGAGAAGGUGAAAUAAAACUACGAACUGCUGUAAUGAAGUGCUACAGGGGUUCAAUCACUGCUGGGGGCUCUACCGUUUCUGUAUUGUCAGCUGUCAGAAUCUUGAGGCCUAAAGCCGUGUUUCUAGUGGGUGUCUGCUACAGCUUAAAAUCAUGUGAAGUCAAACGAGGAGACGUUGUUAUUUCAGAGAAGUUAAUAACCUGUGUUCCAUCCAGUGAGGAAUUCGGAGACAAAGUUCCUUUGAAAUCACUUUUUUUAAGGCUGAUCCCUAAUGCUGGAGAUGGUUGGGAAGCGCCUUUGAAAGAUCCCAGAGCACUUGAAGUGAAAAUACAUCGUGGCGAUUUUCUGAGUGUUCCAGGGGUGAUUGAUAACAACGAAUGCUGCGAGACACUCAUCAAGCGAUUUCCACAAGCAGUUGCCAUGGAAUUAGAAGGACAAGGUAAGCAUAGUCACACAGAUAUCACAUAGCCUACCUAACAGCCGUUACCUGAAAAAUCAAAGACAGGAUGUUUGGGUUACUUUUUCUGCAAUCGGACCAGCGCUCAGAGUCCAUUGAGUUACAAUAACUGAACAAAGAUUCUACCAUUGCCCUGUUAACGUGUAAAUCUUCAAUUGGCUCAGAUAGCUUCAUUUAAUAAUGGUGACGUUUUCUUUGGCGAGCAUAAACCAACUUCCUCUACAACUUCCUCUAAAGACCUUGACACUUCAAAAGGCAUUUAGUUAAAUUUUUAAUUCGUCUUUUUUUUCUCUUUCCUAGUUAAUGUUUUAAUUAGCAGCUGCUAUUCCAUAUUAAUCUCCAUUCAACGCUAACGAAAACUUUUCCUAGUUUAGCUUUAAAAUAAAUAAAUAAAUAAAUGACACAUCGAAACGAAUUAAAACAAAACCAGCUUCUUGUUAACCACGUCUCUAAAUUUGCAUGUCUAGCCCUCUCCCUAUGUAAGAGAACCCGGAUUCCGGAAUCGGGGAAAUGUUUGCCUUUAAUUUGGAAACGUGAAUCCUAGGCUGUCUUGGAUUCGUUUACUAGUCUAUUUGGUAAUAAGAUUAUUUCAUUCGAAUCUAUUGUAGGUCUACAUGCAGCAACUCACGACUUGGACAUUCCCUGGAUUAUAAUUAAAGGCAUUUCAGACUACAAAGAUGGCGGAAAAUCCGGUACAGAUUGCUGGAAAAAGUUCGCGAGUUUAAUGGCCGCCUCUCUCACCGUUCAUAUCCUCAGUGAUCCGAUGGUUUUUCGGAACUGGCCCCACUAUACUGAGACAAGUGAGUACUACAACAAACUACCCGCGACUGGAAUAUGUCACUUGUUUUUACCCCCUCAAUUUGUCAGUGCAAACUGAGGAACGUUGAAUAAAUCUGUUUAACUGAUUACCUGGUCAAAUAAAUAAAUAAAUAAAUAAAUAAAUAAAUAAAUAAAUAAAUAAAUAAAUAAAUAAAUACAUAAAUAAAUAAAUAAAUAAAUAAAUAAAUAAAUAAAUAAAUAAAUAAAUAAAUAAAUAAAUAAAACAAAACGGAACAAAAACAAAACAAAAUAUAAAAAGAAGAAGAAGAAAAAUUGUACACCAAUGAUUCUUGUACAAGACUGUACACAUUACCUAUGAUAAGGGCCUGGCGUGGGUUCUCUCGGAGGAUUGAACUUUAGCAGUUAGGGAAAUGGUUAUCCUGGCGCACUCUUCGAAUUACCAGAAAUGCAUUAAAAAAACUAAUAAAAUCCCAGAUUAUGCAAGGGAAUACAGAAAUGAAUAUCUUUUUAUAAGAGGGAUUAAUAAGACAUGUGAAAAAUUUAUUAAGACAUUAGAUUUAGAAGGAGAAAUAUUUAAAAGUCCACAAGCUGAUAGUCUUAUGAGAAACUUUAAUAGAUUUUUAAAAGCCCAAGAAUUAGGUUAUCUUAAUGAUAUUAGUAAAAUAUCUUUAAAAUAUAAAGAUAUUAAAUCAAUAGAGAGUUUAGAAUUACAAUUAGAUGAUUAUAGGAGUUUAUAUCAUGGUGAGUAUAGUUAUGAGUUUGAUGAGGAAAAGUAUGAUAAUAAUGUGGAAAAUGUUUAUCCAGGUUUUAAAAAGUUUUCUGAAUGUUUUAGUCGAUUUCAGGAAAAAUUAAAUGUAGAUUAUAAUAGUGAAGAAGAAUAUUAUAAAUCAAAAAUUUUUGAUAGUGAUAGUGAUGAUGAGAUUUAUUAUAAUAUUAUUUUGAGCGAUAGUGAUAGUGAUUAAUUAUAGCUUAAAGUCUUAUAAUCUAAUUAUAAGAUUAUAAGACGUCAUGUCUAACCAACCAAAUGAUGGUUUUCAGGGUUCUCAACCCUUUAUAAGAGAUAAAGAGUAUAAGAGUUUAUCUUUGGAUCAAUUAAGAUAUAUAUUAAACCAGAAGAAACAAGGAGAGAAAGAAAAAAUAAUUCGUGAUAUAAGAAAAAUAGACAAACUUAAUGAAAAAGUAAAACAAGGUAUAUAUAUAAAAAAAGAAAGGAAAAAACCUAAACCCAAACCCAAAAAGGUGGGUCCUCCUAAAAUGAAAAAGAUAAAAUCAUUUGAUGAGUAUUUUUAGGAAUGUAUAGAAAAUAAAGAAUUUCCCGAAGAUACUCCUUAUUUUCGUGAAGCUCUUGAGAGAGCUAUUAAGGAAUAUCAACAAGGACUUGUAAAAGAAAAAUCAGCUUUUGAAAACUUUGCUGUUAAGUAUAUCUUUAAAGGAGAACCUGGUCUUACUCCAAUUGAAUAUUUUAAUAAAGUUUAUAAAACUUUAGAAGAUUUUUUUACAUAUCAUCGUAAUAUUAAAUUUAGUAUGGUUUUGGUAUGUUUAAUGGAACAACAAAUACUUAGUAAAGAUGAGGGAGUUGUUGGAUUAAAACAAGAUAAGGUAUACUUUAGAUCAGAAACACAUAUUAAUCUUAAAUCGACAGAUGUAGAGAAAUUAAUUGAUAAAUGUGUUAAGAAAAUUAUUGAAGAUUUAGAGGCAUUUCAAAGAAAUGGAAGUGGAUGGUAUUUUAAUGAAGUGGUUCAACUUGAAAUUCAUACUGUUGAGUUUAAUCCAACGAAGGGAUCAUCUUACAUUCCUCUUCCAGAUUGGAUAUCAAAUAAAAAAGCAAUAGUUAAUAUUCAAAACAAAGAUGAGAAAUGUUUUCUUUGGUGUAUACUUAGGUAUCUUUAUCCAAGAGAAGAUAAUGAUUACCGAUUAACAGAUAUAAAGAAGUAUGAGUUUUCACUUAACACCGAAGGAAUUGAUUUUCCUAUGAAAUUAAAACAUAUUUCCAAAUUUGAAAAACUUAAUCCUACUAUUCCAGGAAUUAAUGUUUUUUCAGUUAAUGAAAACAAAAAGUUUUAUCCUUUGAGGAUGGCGGAAAAAGAUUGUUUAAAUACUAUUGAUUGGUUUUUAUAUGAAGAAGAUGGUGUUUCACAUUAUUCACUAAUUAAAAACUUUACUCGUUUGGUUAAGACGCAUAAAACUUCAACUAAGAAUGGUACAAUAUUUAUUUGUAAGAAAUGCGUCACUCAUUACACUAAGUAUGAAUUAUUACAAAAACAUAUCUUAUAUUGUUCAAAUAAUGAAACAGUUUCUGUGAAAAUGCCACCACAAAACACAAUGUUAGGUUUUAAAAACUAUCACAAACAACUUCCAAUUCCUUUUGUAGUUUAUGCUGAUUUUGAAUGUUUUACUAAGCCAAUUAAUACUUGCAGUCCUAAUCCAGAAAAAUCAUAUAAUUACAAUUACCAAAAGCAUGAACCAUCAGGAUUUUGUUUUUACAUCAAAGGAAUAGUUCCUGGUAUAAAAUUUGAACCAAUUAUUUACACAAAAACAAAAGACAGUGAUGAUAUUUCUAAAAUAUUUGUUAAUAAACUUGCAAAAGUAACUAAUAAGAUAUAUAAUGAUUUUUGUCGUCGUCCAAUACCUCUUAAAUUAACAAAACAAGAACAAAUAUCCUUUGAUAAAGCAGAAAUUUGUCAUAUUUGUAGGAAAGAAUUACUAACUGAUAAAGGAGUUGACAAAGUUAGAGAUCAUUGUCAUUUUACUGGUAAAUACCGUGGAGCUGCUCAUAACAGUUGCAAUCUUCAGUGUAGGAAGCCAAUGAUUCUUCCAGUUAUAUUUCACAAUCUUCAAGGGUAUGAUGCACAUUUGUUUAUAAAGCAACUUGCUUGUUUACCAGGUGAGUUAAACUGUAUUCCCUCGACAGAAGAAAAGUAUAUUUCGUUUUCCAAAAAGAUUAAGUUUGAUGAGAAUAAAUCUAGAAGCACUGGAGAAAUGAUUUCAUUGUAUUUUGAAAUACGAUUUAUUGAUUCAUUCAAGUUUCUUCAAACAUCCGUAGCUAAUCUUGUUGGUAAUUUACAAGCAGAUGAUUUUUAUAAUACAAAAGAAAUAUUUAGUGAAAAUGUAGAGUUAUUAACUCGUAAAGGUGUUUAUCCAUAUGAUUAUGUUUCCUCAAAUGAAAAACCAUCUGAAACACAAUUACCUCCUAAAGAAGAAUUCUAUUCAAAACUAAAUGAUGAAGACAUAAGUGAUGAUGAUUAUAAACACGCUAUUAAUGUCUGGAAUACUUUCAAAUGUAAAACAAUUAGAGAUUAUCACGAUCUUUUUCUAAAGUCUGAUGUCCUACUUCUGUCAGAUGUAUUUGAGAACUUUAGAAAAACUUGUCUCCACCAUUACAAUCUAGAUCCAGCGCAUUACUAUACAUCCCCUGGGCUAGCUUGGGAUGCAUGUCUCAAAGAAACAGGUCAAGAAUUACAGUUACUACAUGAUUAUGAUAUGUUGAUGAUGUUUGAGCGAGGGAUAAGAGGUGGAAUAUCACAGAUAUAAAAAAGAUAUGCAGAAGCUAAUAAUAAAUACAUGAAAGAUUACGAUCCUGAUGAGGAGUCUACUUAUAUUCAAUAUCUUGAUGCAAACAAUCUUUACGGAUGGGCAAUGUCACAAUCACUUCCAACACAUGGAUUUAAAUGGAUGAAAAACAUAACAAAAGAAACCGUAAUGGAUAUUCUGGAGAAAGCAAAUCAUAGUAUGUCAAAUCUUGGAAGAAAAGGAUCUAUAUUUGAAGUAGAUUUGGAAUAUCCCCAUAAACUACGGAAAUCACAUAAUGACUAUCCUCUAGCACCUGAAAAAAUGAUUGUUAAUGGUGUUGAAAAACUAAUUUGUCAUUUUAAACCCAGAAAAAACUACGUUGUACAUUAUCGAAAUUUGAGGCAAUAUCUUGAGAUGGGAAUGAAAAUAACUGCAGUUCAUAGGAGUGUAACAUUCUAUCAAAGUUCUUGGAUGGAGCCUUACAUAAGAAAGAAUACUGAACUUAGAAAAACAGCAGCUAGCAGUUUUGAGAAAGACUUUUUUAAGUUAAUGAAUAAUUCCGUAUUUGGAAAAACAAUAGAAAACAUAAGGAAAAGACAAAAUAUAUUUCUUGUGGAUGAUCGUAAAAAAGCCUCAAAACUAACAAGUCGUCCAAACUUUGACAGGGCAACAAUAUUUGAUAAAAAUCUUAUUGCAGUUAACAUGAAAAAAACUGAAGUGUACUUUAACAAACCAGUAUAUGUUGGUCAAGCAAUUCUAGAUCUGUCAAAAACAUUAAUGUUCAAUUUUCAUUACAACUAUAUUCAAAGGAAAUAUAAAGAUAGGGCUGAGUUAUUGUUUACAGAUACCGACUCGUUAAUGUAUCAGAUUCAUACAGAUGAUUUUUAUAAAGAUAUAUCCUAUGAUAUAGAAAACAAGUUUGACACAUCUGAUUAUCCUCCUAACCAUCCAUCUGGAAUACUGACAGGGGUUAAUAAAAAAGUAAUAGGAAUGUUUAAAGAUGAAGUAGCAGGAAAACAAAUUACUUAUUUUGUUGGAUUGCGACCCAAACUUUAUAGUUUUAAAAUAGAAGAAACUAAAGAAGUUCGUAAAUGUAAAGGUAUAAAGAAAAAUGUUGUAAAAAAGGCAAUAGAAUUUGAAGACUAUGUACAGUGUUUAUUUUUUGGUGAAAAGCAAAUAGUGAGAUCUAUGAAAAUUAUAAGAAGUGAAAAUCAUGAUAUAUAUUCAAAAGAAGUAAAUAAAAUAGCUUUGAGUAAUGAAGAUGAUAAACGCAUUGUGAUGGGGGGGUAAAGUGAAUACGAUGGCUUUAAGAUAAUAAGAUAUAAAUAAUAAAUGACUUACACAAAAGAAGAGAUAGAAAAAUAUUUGGAAAUAUUAAGAAGUUACAAUAACACCCAAUCAAAAGUGGAAUCAGGCGUUUGUAAAAAAAGUUAGAUGUAGUAAUUGUCAAAGCAAUAGUUUUACUAUUGAAUCAGGUUAUAACAUUUGUGAUUCUUGUGGGACAACUAAAGGUCAUGUUCUUGGUUAUUUUGACUUAAAAGAGUACGAUCGAUUUCAUUUUCGAAAGAAGAGUAUUUAUCAGAGGAAGUAUCACUAUGAGAAAAAGGUUGAUCAAGUCUCUAAAAGAUUACAUCUGACUGAGGAUGAAAAGUGUGAAUUGUACAAUAAACUAAUGGUAAUAGACAAUCACGUCAUGGAAAUACAAAACAAAAAACACUGUAGAAAGAGAAUGAUAAACAUUUUCUACUUGAUCAAGAAGACUCUUCAAGAAAUGGGGUGUGAAAAGUACAAACUAGUUUAUCUUAAGAUUUCUCCCCAAACUUUGGAGAAUUAUGAAAAGUGGUGGGAUAGUUACAAAUCACUCCUUUGUGAAAGCACCAGUAAACAAUUCCAGUUAGAUAACCAAGUACUUCACACUCUUUAAAUGGUGAGUUAACAACGUAAACACACCCUCGUCCAAUUCUAUAGUUUUUCCAAAAAGCUUUGAAAGCUAGACUGAAAAUCAGAUGAUUGUUUAGUGUGGGUGAGUUUGAUCUGAGGGAGUGUCUAGCGUCUGACAACCUAUAAAUAAUUUGGUUUAUAUCCAGUUUUUUGUGUAAAAUACUUUGCAUAGAGAAACUGAUAAACAAGACAAGCUUUAAUAAAGUUAUCACAGUAAAACUGUGUUUUAUAUGUGGGAAAGUAGAAAUUUACAUAUUCUACAAUUGUACUAAUCAUUUUCUACUUAUGUGUAGAUAGAAAAUGUCUUAAAAGAUAUAUGAAUAUAAUAUAAAUGGAGGAACAAUUAAGAGAGUGUAUUCUUUCUGGAAAUACAGAUGAAAAACAGUUUUUUAUUGGAAAUAAAGUAAUUACAGUUAAUCCAAAAAAAAAACACAAGAGCAAAUAGAAAAGGAAAUAGAAGAAGAAAUCCAAAGUGUGAUAAAUGAAGAAAACUAUAUGAAAAUUUUUCUUGAUAAUAUGAAUGAAAGAAGUGGUGUAACAACGUAUUGUCUCUUAAUGUUUAUUAGUUAUCUUUUAAACCUUAAAAGAUUAGUAGAAGAAAGAGGAUUUGAAAGACAUAAAGAUCAAGUAGAUAACUGUUUUGACAUGGUAUAUAAGAUUCUUAGUCAUCUUCGUAAUAUGCAAAGAAGAAAUAUACUUAAAACAGAUCGUGAUUUGUCUAUAAUAAAUGAGAAUUUAGAAAAAAUUUUGAAAAUUAACAGAGAAGAAUUAGAAGAUGAACCAAUGUAUAAUAUUAUGAGUUACAUUUUGUUAGAUUUGAAAGAUAAUGAAUUCACAUUUGACUAUGUAGAUAGAAUAGAUGAUUUUUACCAUCGUGUAAAAGAUAAGGAAAUAGAGAUGCUUGAAAUUGAUUAAAAAGGGCUUAAAGAGAUAAAAGUAAAAUAUAAAUGGCAAACAUGCUAGAGAAAAAGUUUACAAAUGAAGAAUUAGGAUUUGAGCUAACAUCAUUUAUUGACAAACAGCAAAAUGUUUGGUUUAUAGGCAAAGAUGUUGCUCAGAUACUUGGUUAUAGUAAUGUAAGAAAAGCUAUCUGGAAUCAUGUUGAUAGUGAGGAUAAACAGUUGAUUUGUUGGCGUACCCAAAAUGGGGACGUCAACAAUAACCAACCGCGUGAAACACGAGGUCAGCAAAAUGACACUAGAGGAAAACACUACACAUUUAUUAAUGAAUCAGGUUUCUACUCCCUUUUAUUGUCCUCAAAAUUAGAAACUGCUAAAAAGUUCAAACACUGGGUUACCUCACAAGUUCUCCCAUCUAUAAGAAAAUUUGGUUAUUACAAAGUUUUUGACAAUCCAAAUAAUAAAAUGUUCAAAAUAGAAAAUGAGAUGGACCUCCACUGUAAAGUUGUUGAACUAAUUAGAAAUUUUUAUCCAAAUGCUAUUAUAGUACCAGGACUUGGGGAAAACCAAGAUACACCAGAUAAAAGAAUUAACAGUUGGAAAAAAGGCUAUAUGCGAGGCCAACCAGAUUUAAUGAUUCUUGAUUAUCAUAAAGACUAUAAAGGUCUUUGUAUUGAAUUUAAAUCACCAACUAAUAAUUACUGUGUCUCAGAAGCUCAAAUGAAGAUGAAGGAAAAGUACCGUGAUAAUAAUUAUGCAUUUAUACUUAGUAAUGAUUACGAUAAAAUAAGUAAGCUAAUACAUAAAUUUAUGGUCGGUGUUCGUAUUCAUUGUAAAUAUUGCACAAGACCAUUCCGUAAUAAAGAAAAACUAGAAAUACAUUAUAAGGUAAUUCAUAGAAUUGAGAAAAACGUCUAAUUUCUAAAUAAUUAUUAUUUGGAAAUAAAAUGGCAUACAAACAUGUUAGAGAAUAUUUGGUUUAGAGGAAAGGAUGUUGCUAAGAUCCUAGGUUAUAUAUUAGUUAUUAUUUAAUCUUUAAGCCAUUUAUUUUAAUUUUUUAUAACAGAUGACAUGAGCUAAGUAUUUUAAACAUUUUUCUUUUAAUUGUUCAUCAUUAAUAUCUUUUUUAGACUUAAAACAUUCACAAUAACAAAUAGCUUUUUUCCUCAUUAAAUAUAAAUCAUCUGGAAGUUUAGAAUCAAUUUCUUUACAAAUCUCAUCUCCAAUUAAAGCUAGAGCCAUUUCAUAUCUAACAAUCAUAUCUUUUUUCAAUUUAUUUAACUCUUCCAUUUUAUUAUGUGCUUAUACUAAAUUUUUUAUUAUACCUACUAGCAAAUCUAUCUGCUAUAGGAGUCUGAUCAAAUAUCAUUUCAUCUAUUAGUUUCAUUCUAUCAAUAAACUCUUGUUUAUUAAACUCAUCACCCCUAAGAGCUGCACGAAGUUCAACUAGUACUUUUUCAUAAGUAGUAAAUGCAAUCUUUGACAUUUCAAUUUUUCUCUUAUAAUUCUUUUUCUUUCCAAUUCCCGUCACGAUAACUCCAGCGACAUUUACAACUCCGAGAACAACAGUGUUUAAAGUUAUUCCACCAGCAAUAGUUCCUAUUGCCAUCAAGCAUAUUCCAGAAAUACUAAAAACAUCAUCAAGAAAUUUAUAACUCCUAUAAGACCUCUUAAAACACCAGUAUUUUUUGUGAUAGUGACUUAUAAAAGUCUUUGAGGGUUUUAACAUCUGAUUCUGACAGAGAUUUAUCAAUGUGAUUGAAUUCAAAGAUAUCCUUCAUUUAUAUUCACAUUAUAUAAGACCGAUUUAACUUUCCUUGAAGCAUUACUUUGUGAAAUUGCUCAGAGUCAAAGUCGUAAAAUUUUGGAAAAUACAUUAAUUUAUUUAACACUUCAUCUUCAGUUGUAAACUUCCAACGUUGAUUAACAUUGUAUUGAACGGCUGGUAUAGUUAAUGUUGCGCUGUAGUUACUUAUUUUAACUUUUGUGACAUUUGUAUCAAAAUUUUCUGUCAGCCAUAAAACAAUUAUUUUGCCAUUAAAACUACUUAGCAUGGUAAAAUUUUGAGUUGCUUUAUUGAUAAAGUUACUUUAUUGUUUGUUUUAUCAUAAUUUAAUUUUAUUAGUAUGUUAUUGUUUGUUGAUAAAUAUUUAGUUAGGGUAAAACUCCUAUUUCUCCAAUGACUAAAAACAAUACAUAAAGUAGAUUUCGAAGAAUGUGAAGGAGAAAAAGUAACAUCAUAACCAUUAACAUUUAAGCCAUCUUUUUUCAUUUCACCUAGGUCUUUAUUAGGUGGUAGUCUAAUAUUAGGCUUUACAGAAUUAAUAAUAACUCCAGAUGGACCUAUAUUUAUUCCAUAACUAUCCGCAUUAGCAAAGUCAUAGACCUCACUAAAGUAUAAUCUGUACAAAGCAUUUUUAGUAAAAGGAGCUACUUCUUUUACUAAUGCAACUGUUGCAGCACUAUUAUCAUUUUGUCGGUCAAGUUUGAUAUUUUUAAUUAUUUUUUCGAUUUGCAUUUAUAUUAACAUUAUACACCACUUCUGUUGGUUUGAUAUCAAAUGUGGUGUGAUAGUCGUAAACUUUAUCUGGAUCGAUAUUGCUAACUGUACCUAUAAUUCCAUAGGCAAUUAUGUAAACUCCUAAAAACUGUCUCGGAUAUUUAUAAAUGUUAUAUCCUCCUUUUUUAAUAUCAACAAGAAUGUGAAGAAAGUAUCUAUUUCCAGAUGACAACUUCCGAAAAUUAACUAUUAUUCUAUGGUAGUACAUAAUUUUUGUUUGCCCUUUUGAAUCAGUGUAUCUAUGGGAUAGUUUUCUUAUACCUACAUUUCCAAUUGAUAAUCCCGUUGAAGUUCCUUUGUCAACACUUAUUUGAGACUUAUCCCAAAGAUUAUAAUCAGUGUUAAGUAUGUCUAGACAAAGGGUAUAGUCAGCAUUUGCAGUUAGUCGGUAAAAAUUAAUUCCCAUCUUAUACUUAUAUUGACCUUGACGAUUUUUAAUUAUAUUCAUGAAAAUUACUUUGUGGUUGUAAUCGUGAAAGUUACCUUUUGAAGGUGGUAAGUCUCCUAUCUUAUUUAUCAAAAAACUAAAUCCACCAUCUAUUUCAUCAGUCCAUUGAGACCCACUUGACAUGAGAUAACUAAACUCGUCUUUAUAAUGGCUUGGUUGAACUGCAGUAUUAUGAACUAGUUUGUCGGUGUAAUCUUUGGUUACCGCAUCACUGUUAUGUAGUGGAUUACUCAUAUUUAUUAUUUUAUUACCACCAAGAUUAAGUUCUCCAGUCAUAGCGACGGAACCAUCUUUUUCCAAAUAAUCACUUAAAUCCGGACUUCCAGUAUUAUCAUCAACAUACUUUUUGGUUGCAGCAUCUGUGUUUAACAUUGGAGUUGCGAGACCAACUAUUUUAUUAUUACCAACAUUAAAGUUUCCAGUCAUAGCAACUGUAUCAUCUUUUUCCAAAUAAUCACUUAAAUCUGGGGCAGCUGUGUUAUCAUCAACAUAUUUCUUUGUUGCAGCAUCUGUGUUUGAUGUUGGAGUUCCUAGACCAAUUAUUUUUUUGUUUCCAAGAUUUAGGUUAUUAGUCAUUGAUACACUUCCAUCAUUUUUUAUAAAAGAACUAGUAUCAGGUAUUGAGUCAUCCACAUACUUUUUGGUUGCAGCAUCUGUGGGGUUUGUUGGUUGUUUUAAAUAAAUUAUACUUUUGUUGUCCAUGUUUAGAUUAUAAGUCAUUUUAUUUGUUCCAGCAAUGUGAAGAUAUCUUGAUUCAGUAAAAGCUAAUGGUGUUGGUUGUUGGUUAUCUGUUGGAGUUGGUAGAUGAUAUAUUCGAUUUUUGUUCAUGUCCAGAUUUCCAGUCAUUGGGUGAGAGCCAUUUCUAUAAAGAAAACGUAUAUCCGCGUAUUGUUUUGUGGCUGCAUCAUCUGCGUCUGAUGGUUCUUUAAGAUUAGUAAUACGGAAGCGGUCCUUCAUAUCAAUGUCGGAAUCAACUGUCAAUCGUGUUGUUGUGGGUGAAUUAUCAUCAACAUACUUCUUUGUAGCAGCAUCAGUAUUAGAAUUAGGUGCACCAACAUUUGUGAGUCUUUUUUUAUUCAUAUCAUAAUUACCAUCUGUGGUUAGACUAAAUCCAACUCCUGGAGCACCCUGAAUUCCCUUAGCAAAGGGAUGAUUUAAAGAUUGCUCGUUAAAUAUACCCAUUUUAUUUAUUAGUUAUAUAUUACCAAUAAAGUUUUUUGCAAUACGUUUUUUUGGUUUAUCAACAUAUAAAAAUGAAUACGGUUUUCUUGUUGCUGAUUUAUAAUCUUCUUUGUUAACCCCCAACUCAGAUGAUAUUCUGUUGGAUUUCCUCGAUGAUGGAAAUUCGUACAAGCAGUAGUGAGAACAAUUCAGUCGAAUAUCUUUUGGUGUUUUAUUAAAUGAUUGACUGAGGUAGAUUACAGAGCAAUUCUUAUGUCGUCCUUGAAUGAAAUAAUCUAUUAACUGUCUCUGGUUUUUAUCACAUACAUAGUCAUCAAAUAUAACAAGUUUUUGGUUGUCUUCAUAAUCCAUUUCUGACACUGGGUUUAUUUCAUCAUUACUCAAAUGAAGUAUUUCAUAUCCAACUUUAGAACUCAGUUCUCUCAUUUUUUGCAUUAGCUUUUUGUAUUUAUCCUGCUCUAAAUUACGCGCAUAAAGAUAAAUCUCAUCGAAGUACAACAGUGGUUUAAUUAACAUGUGGUACAACUGAGUAGUCUUACCACUUCCACUGUUUCCACAGAUUAACAUCCGAAAUGUGUGUGAUGGCAUGAAGGGAAAUAACUGUUUAUAUUUUUUAUCUGGGUUGUCACCACUAUCAUAAUUUGGUAUUUCCAUUUAUCUAAUAUGUACAUUAAAUAAAAUGGACAUCCAAGAAGCCGAAAAAUUUUCAAGAAAUAAAAUUGAAGCUGAUGCUUUGACUCAACAGGUGAGAGAUGUAAUGAAAAUAACAAAAUGGGAAAAACAAGAUGCUCGGGAAGGUUUUAAAGAGACAUUUAAACCACCUAUUAAAUCUCAAGAGAGUAUUAAAAAAGUAUUGAUGACCAGCAAGAUGCAACUAUAGCACAACUUAAAAAAAAUCAACUUGCUCUUACUCAAGGUUUUCAUCAGUUCAACCGAUUAGCUGAUAUGAGAGAAUUACCAUAUGACAAUGAAGAAGGUUGGGAUAGAAAUUGGUUAGCAGAACCCAAACCUUCAGAUGAUGUUGGAAUGUUAAAUUUAGAAAAAAACUUUGAAGGCAGAGAUCUAGAGUUAUUAAAAGAAUUUGGUUACCCAAGACCAAAUGAUUUUUUUGAAAUUAAUCUUAAAGUUUUAGAUCUAAAUUUAGAACAAUUAAAAGAUAGUAUAAAACAACUAAAUGGUGAAAUUAGUGGUAGAAAGAAAGCUAAAAAUCCAUCUCCAUUAUAUGAAGCUGAAACUGAAAUUAAAAAAAUACAAAAAGGAACACUAAUGAAAUAUAGAAAUACUAUGAAAGAUUACUUAAGAUCGCUUAAAUAUAAGGUAGGGGAAGGAAUGAUUUACUUUAACAACCCACAUCAACUUCUAGACAGACUUGAAUUACUCGGUGGUUCAAUUCUUGCUGGGAAUAAUGGUGUUAUACCUGAGUUUUCUCAAAUUGCACAUCUUCUCAACCAAAUGAAAGUGAUCACAAAAAAACAACUUAAUGAUUUACUAAAAAACUAUAUAACAAUUAAAUAAAAAUGGAAGAACGAGCUAUCCACAUUUCCUCCAUAAACAGGGAAAAAAGAGGAACAAGCAGACCUGGUGAUUUUACUAUUAAGUUUAAUCCAUCUCUGAAACUUAACCCUGAAAAAUCCCACCAACUUGCUCUUGAUCGGCUGUCCAUGACUUACUCUUGGUACAACAUUAGAAGUGAUUAUGGAAACAAUAAAAUAAAAUAUACUCAUGAUGGAUCCACCUGGCAAACAAUUACUUUUACAAAUGGAAUGUAUUCCUACUCAGAUAUUAAUGAUUACAUUCAUCAAUACAUGUCUCAAAAAAACCAUCACUCAACAGACUCAAGUGGAAAAAGGAAGUAUUCAAUCAAUCUAACUUUUAUUCUAUCUACCUAUCGAGUACUCAUAACACUUGAUGGUGAUUAUCAACUUGAUCCGAGAGGAACAGAAUUUGGAGACCUAAUUGGAUUUGAAAAGAAACUCGUUACUAAAACAGAGUAUGGAACAAAACUACCAAAUAUCACAAAUUCGAUUGAUGUAUUAAAUAUCAACACUACCGCAAUAACUGAUAGCAUUGUAAAUGGAAUAAGCACAAAUACCAUUGCUGUGAUACCAACUGAUAAUCUCACAAGGUCUUAUCCAUUUACGUUUGAACCUAAAAGACCAUUGUUUUGCCCAGCAUCUACAUUUCACAUUGAUGAAAUGAGAAUCUAUGUUACAGACUCACUUGGAAGACCAGUAAAUUUUAAUGGUAUUGAUUGGUUUAUGACUUUAAUACUUCAAUCGAUGUAAUACUUCGUAGUUAUAUAACUAUUAAAAUAAAAUGAUGAGGCAAUCAGAGUUUAAAAUGAAACUUAACCCUGAAUUGGGGAGAUAUACAAGACAACAUGUUUAUGGAGAAGGAAUGAUGGAUGUGUUUAAAUCGUUUGGUUCAAAAUUAUUUGGAAAAACAGUCAAAUCAGCUGUUAAAAAAGGAGCUAAAAAAGCGGUAACAGCAGCAGCAACAAAAACUGGUGAACAUGUUGGACAAAAAGGCUGGAGAUAAAAUAGUGCAAAUGUUAUCCAAAAGUAAUAAUAAACCAAAAGUUACUUUUAAUGAAAAUGUUGAAACAAUUCCAAACAAAACAAUGACUCAAAAAGAAAUAAAUAAAAGAGUGAAUGCCAUUCUUAGUGGUGGUAAAAUUACAUAAUUAUUAAAAUAAAAUGAAGUCUUUAAGAAAUCCAAAAUAUUUAGAAAGAUAUGAAGAUGUUGUUUUUGACCUUGAACAAGCUUUAGCCACACCUGGAAAUAAUGCUCAUCAAACUAAAACAGGUCAUAGAUUUGUUGCUGAUAACACAGGUGAGGCCACUCCAUUUGAUUGGUAUAAUGCGCGAUUUUCAGUAGAUUUCAAAGUUAAUCAGCUGGCUGCUGGCAUGGAGCUAAUUUAGAUGCUGAUGGCGACCAAAUGGGAAUAGUAAAUGGAAGUAGUUAUCUCAUAGAAAAGUUAUCUAUCCUAGCAAAUGGUAGAGAUGUUUACAGUUGUAACUACGCUAAUCACGGUGUAUGACAUUUGCAGACUGCAGACUGCAGACUGCAGACUGCAGACUACAGAUUGCAGAUUGUAAAUUAAAAAACAUCAAAAAUCUUCCUUAUAAAGGUGACACCAUCAAAAAUAUAACAUCGUGUGAAAGUGAGAAAGUAGCCUGGGAACAAGGUUGAUGUUUUUGCGCAAAGUUACAUUGGCCUUAUUUCCAAGAUGCUGUUGGCUAUUCUUCACCAACGCGACUCUUUAUUGACUCAUCCGGCAUAUCGAUAAUUGCGUUGAUUCUUUAUUCUUCUUAGAUUAUUGUGAAUUGAUAAUGACAAGUAGCAAUGCCCACUAAUGCCUGUGUAAAUAGCAGUCUUUUUUACAAAGGAGUUUAUGGAUUGCGAGCACUUCGUGCUCACUACAGUUACGUCGGCAAAAACAACUAGGAUAGAUCACGGACAUUUAACAAAUUUAAAUGAAGUAUUUCAUCUUAGCAGUAUUUAAGGAUAUGCUAAAUAAUCUAAACCCAACAGAUCCUACCUGGACUCGACGAAUUACCGGAAGUGCAUUUUGAAUUUCUAAAUACUAGGCAAAUCGACAAUGGCUUUUUUUAACAGGCCAACCAUUGCUCAUACUCAAAUCCUAGUACACAGGUGGGGCCCCCGUAGAAUAAGGAUUCCGGCGCUGUUUCACAAACAGACUUAUAUAACCAGAGUUUAGUUUCGUCUGUCGUGCAGGCUAAAUUGCUAGCCUGUUGCUAUGGAUUCAUGAACAAGUUUGUGACAUCGACAGACAUUAUUCUGCUCUAAUUCAAUACGAGAAGAACAGCCAACAACUCCUUCAGGAAUGAAGUCAGUGUAAUUUGCGUGAAAAAUAUAAAUUUCGCUUCUAGGCCUUGCAGGUACGUCUCGGAACAAGGUAAUGUUGAUGAUGAUGCCACCUUUAUCACGAUAUUUUUGGUUUCAUUCAAUUUACAGUCUUGCUGCAUGACGAGCUUUGAAGCGCGAAAAAAUAUUAUGCAAAUUAGCUGGCUGCACAUUCAAUGUGCAGCCAGCUAAUUUGCAUAAGUAAUUCAAAACCAAGGUCUGACAGCUCUAGGCUCUUGAGGUGUUAGCUGAAUACCCUAGGACUUCCGUAAAUUGCCCACAAAAGAGUAACUCAAGCUACCAUAAACUGAAAUGAAGGUAACGGCAAUAUUCGAUUAAAGCAAGGUUUAAAUCUUUUUCUGCUCGGCUAACCAUCUUCCGAGGCACUUACUAUUUUGGUAAUAAUAAAACGCCAUAAACAUUUUACAUUGCGCCUUUUUCAGUCUCGGGCAGUAAGUUAUAGUAUGAAAUGGAGGUAAACUCAAAAAUUCAGUUUUGUGACUACCCUGCAACUUUGAAACUAUUUAAGCCGCUACCUAAAAGGCUGGGAAAAUGUUUUUCGUAAAAUUCGUAAAAGUAGCUCCUUAUACUCUAAUUUAACAUUACCAAAUUUAACAAACGCGGUAACUACUUUAUGGUCCUGUAUCAGUAUGUAAAGGCAUCAAAUCCUUAUAAAGCCGACAGAAACAACAAUUAACAGACAAGUACUAAAUAUGAUUUAAGAUUUUUUUGUACUGCUUUUAUAUCAAGCAAAUGAAAUAGUCCUGGCGAUAUGUCAUUAUCGCAAAAUCGCCAAAUUCAGAGGUUCCUAGAUCACUAACACAAAAUACUGCAAUACAUGUUCUUAUACUGCUCUUUUACUCCGCUUUGUUAAGACAACACUCAUGCCAAAAUCAAGUUCGAGCGCGUGCUAAUAAAAUAAGAUGGAUUGAGAGAAAGCUGUUAAUUGACCAUGAAUAUUCAAAAAGAGUAAGAGUUUAGGUAUACAUUAGCCGGGAUACUACAGCAUUGAUUAGAGUGUUUUUGCAAGUUAACUGUCGAUUUCAGGUAUACUCUACCCAGGAUACUACAGGAAUGAUUAGAGCAUUUUUGCAAGUUAACUGUAGAUUUCAGGUAUACGCUACCCGGGAUACUACAGGAAUGAUUAGAGCAUUUUUACGAGUUAACUGUAGGUUUCAGGUAUACACUACCCAGGAUACUACAGGAAUGAUUAGAGCAUUUUUGCAAGUUAGCAGUAGAUUUCAGGUAUACGCUACCCAGGAUACUACAGGAAUGAUUAGAGAAUUUCUACGAGUUAACUGUAGAUUUCAGGUAUACACUACCCAGGAUACCACAGGAAUGAUUAGAGCAUUUUUGCAAGUUAACUGUAGAUUUCAGGUAUACGCUACCCAGGAUACUACAGGAAUGAUUAGAGCAUUUUUGCGAGUUAAUUGUAGAUUUCAGGUAUACGCUACCCAGGAUACUACAGCAUUGAUUAGAGCAUUUUUACGAGUUAACUGUAGAUUUCAGGUAUACGCUACCCAGGAUACUACAGGAAUAAUUAGAGCAUUUUUACGAGGUAACUGUAGAUUUCAGGUAUACACUACCCAGGAUACUACAGGUUAAUACUAUGCAACGCAGAUAACAAAAGCUCAGGAAACAAGGGGACCCUGCAAGACCCAGCGAGGCUGCUUGUCUGCGAAAUUUUUUUGAGACAAGAGCUGACUCUCUCGAAUGUUGAACUAGAAUAGAAUAAUCCAGAAUUAUAAUUUUAAACAUCAAUUGCUACUGAUAUAAUUAUUAAGUUUUCUUACCUGUCUGGAGUCUCUUCCACUGAUGUCAAUGAUCUGGGCGCCAAACAAACGCGUGCGGUACAUAUUUUCCGCCACAAAUAAUUAAAAGCACUUUCAUGAGAUGGUGAUCAAAAUGCAAAAGCAAAAUAGGAAAGCCGGCGCCAAAUUGCUAGAGGCUAGCGAUCGUUUGUUGGGCGGCGUGUGAUAGAGUGAAACUGAUAAAAUAUCGAGAAAUCUGGACAGAAUCUUUUUGUAAUACAUUAUCAAAAAUUAUGUGAAAUACAUCAUCAGAGAACACGUGCGAACAAAAUAAUUUCGGCCCGAUAUUUUUUUCUCGGUAUUUUUCAUCGACAAAAAACCAAAACAUUAAAAAUCACGACUUACCAUCAAUUAAUCGGCUAAACAAAGCUAAACUUACCAAAGUCAAUAACCAAGUAAGGAUUUCCUACAGAAAUAAUUUGCCACUCUCGUUUAGCAGUAUAGUGGUCGAACUUGACGUUGGUUAAAACGGAUUCGUUUUGCUGGCAUCUUCCCGUUAAAUUAAAGUAGAUUUAACACUUGCCAGGAGUAAUUAGAAAUCUAGCCAUUUUGCUCAUAGCUUCGCAAAUGCAACCAGUGUUAUGCAGUAAAGCGACAGAAACUUUAGCGAAAUAUUCACACGCGACAGUCGCGACGACCUCAGUAAAUCUAACAAAUGAAACAAGAUGCUGAGAGAAAAAAAGGGCUUCAUUGAUUGUUUCCGGCAGGCGGUGACAAGUAAUGUACGAGAUUAGAAGACCUCCUGGUCAGAAUUUUUUUUGUAGCCUAAGCCCGUCAUGUCAUGCAGUCUGCAGUCCGCAGUCUGCAGUCUGCGGUCUGCGGUCUGCAGUCUGCGGUCUGGAGUCUGCAGUCUGCAGUCUGCAGUCUGCGGUCUGCGGUCUGCGGUCUGCGGUCUGCAAAUGUCAUACACCGCGCUAAUCAUGUAGUAAAUAUUAAGAAUUUGCUUGAGUAUAAUCCUUCCUAUGUAGAAUUUUACUAUCUUGAUACAUCAAGACAUGCUGAAAGAAAUAAAUAUACAAAAAGGCAAGUAACUCACAGACGAAAUGAAGCUAAUAACGCUGAUCAAGUGGGAUUAACGAUAGAUGAUGUUGAAGCUAAUUAUAACAAAGGUUUUGCAAUAAGAAAAGUAUUACUGGGUGACUCAGCAACAGUACGAUGUGAAAUUCCUCUUCACAGAUAUUCUUUCUUUGAAUCAUUAGAGGAAAAACUUCUUCCAAAUACAAAAAUUGAGCUGAAUAUAGAACUAGAAUCAAAUAAUAAUCUUAUCUGGAGAGCUGGAGGAAACGAUUGUAGAGUUAUACUAACAAGAUUUCAACUAUUUAUUCCAAGAUUAACAAUUAACUCAGAAGGACAAAAGUUGUACAUGGAAAAUUAUCUAAAACCCUACAAAUGGGUGUACCUCCAUGAAAAGGUUGAGCGGUCAAAUAACUCUCAACAGCAAACAGGUCAUUUUAGAAUUACAAAUGCUAUCUCAAAACCUCGCCCGCCAUGUAUUUGUUUUUGGAAUUAACACAGCCAAUAUUGAUUUACAAACAGCAAAUCCAUUUUUAUACAAUACUUUUAAUCUACCAAACAAUGCUAAUAUAUCUCGCUGUUAUCUUGAUGUUGGAAAUGGAAAUGAAUACCCUGAUAUUCACUUUAAACCAACUACAGAUCCAGCAAGAGUUUUCAGAGAAGUAAUGGGAUAUGUUGACGCAAAUAACGACUUUCAAGGUGGAACACUUCUCAAUAGAACAAAUUUUGAGUCUUUGUUCCCAUUUGUUUACUUUGACCUGACAAAACAAAAAAUGGAUAUAAAAGAUGGAGUUACAAAAUUAGCGUUUCAUUAUGAGUUAUCUGCUAAUCCAAACGCUGAUUAUAAUAUCUAUGCUCUGAUACUUCACGAGCGAGUGGCAGAAAUCGAACAGCAAGGAGGAAAACUAUUGCUUCGUGCUUAAUAUAAACAUUGAAAUAAAAUGAAUUUUAAAGAAUAUAAAGAUAAAAUCAAUAAAGAAAGUUAUCCAGAUGAAUAUGCUUUUCAAAAGUAUGAUUCAAAAACUAAAAAAACUUACAAAGAUGAAGAAAUGUAUAAUAUUAAAAAAAGUUUUUCAGAUAUAUUACAUGAUGAAUUAAAAUCUUAUAAAAAUAUAAUAGGAAAUAAAUACUAUAGACAAAUUAUCUAUUUAUCUAAAAAAGAUUAUAAGAAAGUAGAAGUAGGUAAACCGUAUAAUUUAACUGUAUAUGUAAGUAAAAAAAAAUUAAAAUACCAACUGCUCUUUUUCUUACAAAAAAACAAAUAAAAGAUUUUGUUAAGGCAGAAUAUAAAGAUGGUUAUUUUAAUUCAACUUUAUCAAAAGAUCAAAUUGAAAAAACAUUAAAAGAAACUCAAAAUAUAAAUGUUAAAAUUUCUAAUAUUCUUGAUAAACUAUCAAAUGCUAAAUCUAAUCUUGAAUUUAGAAGAGAAAAAAAUCUUAAAAAAUUCAUAGCUGAUUUAAUGAAAUAUUCUUCCAAAACUCCCAUGCUAAAAAGUAGAAAACAACAAGAUGAAAAGGUAAUUAAAUCUUAUUUAGAUAAAAAUAAAAAAAAUUGGAAAUUAUUAUCAAACUUUUAUAAGAUUAAACAAUGUUGAUUUGGUUAGGUUUAUAAAAAAAUGCAUCUCAGGCGAUACUAAUACUAGUUUUAUUAUAGAUUUUGACUAUAAAAGUAAAGUAAAGGAUUUUUUUCCUUUUGUUGUUUAUCUUACAGCUAAACAAAAAAAUUUUUAUUAUAGUUGGUUAGGAACUAAGAGAUUUGAAUUAGAAAUGUCUAAAACCCAAUUUCAUAAAACAUGUUUUGCUAGCAUAGUUAUAAAUAUAGAUAUUUAUUACUAUAAAAAUUAUGGUGAUUUUCCACCUCCUAUAAAAUUAAAUAUAAAAUUUAUUGCUCCUCUAGCAAUUGAAAUGAAAAACUUAAUAGAUUUUGAUGAAGAUUCUAUUCCAACAACUACAACUACAAAAUCUAUUCCAAAAUCAGAUCUUAUUCCAACAACUACAACUACAAAAUCUAUUCCAAAAAGAAAAACACAGAAAAAAAUAGAUGAAAUAAUGACAAAAAAUUUAACAGAUUUUACCAAAGAUCCAUGUAAAAGUUACACCAAAAAUCAAAGUUUGAAAAAAAUAAAAACUGAAGUACUAAAAGCUUUAGUAAACAAACUUAAUUACCCGCUUACAAAAGAUGUUCUUGGGAUAAAACUAACAAAAGAUUUAAAAGAAAAAAUAAGUAAACUAAAUUCAGAAGCAGCAAUUGGGUUAACUUGGAUUAUUAGAGCAUUAGUUCUAAGUAAUACAAAAAAAUUACCAGUUUAUUAUGAAAAUAAUAAUUAUUUUCAAUUAUCUAAAAAAGAAAUAAAAGAAAUUAUUGAAUAUUACUUUACAACAUUAUCUAUACUUUUAAAUCCAGUUUACCCAAGCACAAAUAAAUCAAAUCAACAGAGCUCAUAAAACAGGAGGACGGUUGGUUAUCAAACCAACUCGUAGGCAAGUAGAAGGAGGAUUUCUUGGUACACUUGCAUCUAUUGGAAUUCCAAUGGCAAUUAAUUUAGUAUCUAAAAUGUUUGGCUCUGGGCUUCAAGUUGAUAGGGGAACAUCAUCUAACACAGCAAAUGUUUAUGUUCCACCCACAGAUGGUGGAGGUUAUCCUUAUCAUUCACCACCCUUUUUCGGUACAUGGGAAAACCCAAUAGGAAUGGGCGUUAAAAAAAUGCCCAAAAGAAGAGGACGACCGCGAGGCAGUGGUCUACUACUAGGAAAAAACAGCCCAUUCAACUCAAUUCCCAUACUACGAGACAUUUUGUAAUUAAACCGCUUUCCAACUUUGACCUCAUGGAUUUGAUAAAAAGACUUGGUAUUAAACAUUUUAGAGGAAUAUACAGUCGUGAUGGUCUAUCAAAAAAGAUUAGAAAAGAAUGUGGAAUAAUCAAUCUCGAUGACAUCACUGGCCCUGGAACACACUGGGUUUGUUAUAGAAAUAUAGACAAUAUAGUUGAGUACUUUGAUCCAUUUGGUUUAAUAAUGCCAAAUGAAGCACUGGAGUAUUUUCAUACUUCUGGAAAACGCAUAAUUUACUCAAUGGAUGAAAUACAAAAUCGCAAUACUGUUCUCUGUGGUUACUGGUGUUUAUAUUAUCUACUAGAAAGACAACGGGGUAAUAGUAUUCUAAACGUAAUACAUAACCCACAUUUCGAUAAUGACAACAGUGAUUUUAUAAAAGAAUAUUUCUCUUAAGACUAAAUAUAAAAUUUAUAUUUAGUCUGAAUCCACAGGCGCAUCCUUUAGUUGUUUAACCCUAUCAACUUUUGUAUUUAGAUCUUUAACGCUAUCAACUAUAUCAUCAAACUUCGAGUAAAUGUCAAUAAGGCGAUAAAGUUUUCUUCUUUUUAUCACUAUUUAUUUGCAACCAAGAAUACUCCUCAUCUCUGAUUUUUCCCCACAUCUCACAUUCACCAGCCAUUAGUACUCUAGAAAGAUUAUCUUUUUUCUUUCUAAGAGUCUCAAACUCAUUAUUUAUUUUUCUUUCCCAAAAUCUUUUAGUGUUUUAACAUCCAUCUUUUUUUCUAUCUCAGAAAAGAAUUUGGCCUCCAUUUGUUAUUUAAAUAGAUAAUUUCCUUUUACAACUUUAUUAAAUGUACUUGAUUUUUCACUUAUUUCCAUAAGCAACUCAAAUACUUUUAUAAAUCGAGCAUCAUUUUCCAAUCUAGCAAAAUCAGCGUAUUCAUAACUCAUGUUUAAAUUAUUAUAUAUCUUUUGAAGUUCACUUUUAUAAAAUUAGCUCUAGUUGUCAUUUUAUCUAAACAUUAUACUAAAUGACAAAAUCAUAUUGUAUUGUAGAUAAAAGAGUAACUCCUUGCACAGAGACAAGCGGUUACCAGAAAGAUAAAAGAGGGCGUACUCAAUUGUAUUGUAGAUGCGCAGUUUGUGGAAACAAAAAAGUUAGAUAUGUGAAAACUGGAUCAGUUUCUCAAACUGGAAGUGGUAAAAAGAAGUCAAAAAACUAAUUAGCCCGUCUGAGAAGGCGGGCGGUGAUUUAUUUGAUACUGUAGUUGGCACAGCUACAGACGCGUUUGCUGAACAUGCUUUGCCUUGGAUGGGACGCAAAGCAGUUGAAAUGGGGCGGUAUGGAGCAAGUGAAUUAAUGAGAAAUAAAAAACUACAAAAGAAAGCUGUAAAUUAUGGGAUUAAUAAACUCACUCCAUUUAUUCAGGAGAGUGUUGGAACAGCAAUGGAUCAACUGUCAACCAAAGUUAGGCCAAAUAAAAAGUAUAAAACUGACAGAAAAGACUUAGACGGCCGAUCAGGACGAGGGGUUGGAGGUGGGGUGAAUCCAACUUUGCAGUAUGCUUUUGAUGAAGCUAAAAAUGGUGGAUAUAAGGGUUCUAUAGAUCAAUUUGCUACAACAACUGGACUAACACAUGAGUUAACUGGGGGAAAUCUUGUUUUUGAUGCUGUCAAAUUUGGAUGGGAUAAAGUAGCUAAAGGAGCUGUAAAUAAAGCUAUUCAGGCUGAAAAAAAACACCAAGAUUUUGUAAAAAGUGGAAGUAGGCAGCAUUUUAUAAAUAGUUGGAAAGCAGUAAAAGAAUUAGGUUACAAACAUAAAUACUUUACUUUCUAUUUAAGUUUGACAAAUAAACCACUUGGAUGGACAAUGGGAUCUGGAGUUGACAUUCACAAACAAAUACUAAAAGUAGCUCCGCGUAAAGGUUUUGUACUUCCUGGGCAUAAAUAUACAGGUCUCGGAAAUCCACUCGAGUCUCAAUUGAAAUAUGAUCUUCAAACUGGACAGAUACUGGAAAUCUAUGAACAACCAACUGGGCGAACAGAUGCUGUAUCUAUGCAACACAAUGUUGAUUACUCUGUCUGUGCAAACAAACCCAAAAGUGAACAAGUGCAAUGUAAAAAUAAAGCUGAUAGAAAAACGGUAAAAUCAUUAGAUGCAAUUCCUUGGAAAGAAAGACAAUGGGGGCAUGCUUUGGCUAGAACUAUGAUAAAUACAAAACAAAAACUUGGACUUGGUUUAAACACGCGUCGGCGUUGAGUGAUAGUGAUUGGUGUCAACAAUUAGCCGACGAACUUCACAAACCAAUCACAAGAAACUUUCAAAAGAGAUCGGUGGUGUCAAACGGAAUUGAUGAUAUCUGGGCAGCUGAUUUGGUAGAAAUGCAAAAGUUUAGUAAGUGGAACAAAGGGAUUAAAUAUCUUCUAAUGGUUAUUAAUGUGUUUAGCAAGUAUGGAUGGAUAAUGUGGUUGAAAGAUAAGAAAACCGAAACUGUCAGUAAAGCAUUUGAGAACAUAUUCAAAAGUAAACGUAAACCAAAAAUGUUAUGGACUGAUAAAGGUUCUGAGUUUAUCAGUAAACAUUUCAAAGAUUUUUUGAAAAGUAAAGGAAUUAAACUAUAUCACACUGAAAAUGAAGAAAAAUCUAGUGUUGUUGAGCGAUGGAAUAAAACAAUGAAAAACAGAACGUGGAAGAUGUUUACUGUUAAUAACAACACUGUUUACUGGGAUAAGAUAGAUAAACUAGUUAAUGAUUACAAUAAUGCUAGACAUUCUAGUAUAAAAAUGACUCCUAUUGAAGCGAGUAAAAAGAAAAAUGAAAAUAAAGUUUGGUGUAAUUUGUAUGGUGAUUCUAUUUACUUGAAACCUGGUAAACCGAAAUUUUCUAUUGGUGAUAAAGUUAGAAUUUCUAAGUAUAAGAGAAAGGUAUUUGAUAAGGGUUACACACCAAACUGGACAGAGGAGAUAUUUGUUAUUAAUAAAGUUUACCUACAAAACCUGUUACAUAUAGUAUUGUUGAUUUAAUAGGAGAAGAGAUUAAGGGUUCUUUCUAUGGAAAAGAAUUACAGAAAGCAAAACAGCAAACAUUUAGAAUAGAAAAGAUUAUCAGGAGGGAUAAUAAAAAGAAAAUGGCACUAGUAAAAUGGAGUGGAUAUCCUGAUAAAUUUAACUCAUGGGUUAGCUCUAAGGAUUUGGUUGAUUUUUAAUACAAAUAAUGUAUUAAAAAUAAAAUCCUAUUAUUUAGUCAGUUUCUUCUUUAUCAGAGAUAAGUAAGUCUUCAACUACUUGCUUACUCUCUUCCUCUUCCUCUUCAAUUGUUAGUAAAGACUCUCUAGGUUUUAGUGGUUUGACAUAACACUCAUGUACUUUUAUUUGUAAAGAUGUUACAGUUUUACUUAUGAAAAUUCCUUCUAUUAUAAGUGCCAUUUUAACAUUGCAGUACUGAUCAAUAUAUUUAAAAGGAUUUAAAUCCUUCUUUCCCUUUGUCUUAAAUAGUGAAAGAAUCUUCUUUGAUUUCUCAGAGUAAAUAAGUUUUGCGUAAAGAACUGGCGCGGAUGAGAGAUCUAUUCUUGUUUUCUUCUUUCCUUUUUUAUCUGUAUAUUCUUCCUGUUUGUAAUAAAAUGGUGAAGACAGAGUUGAUGCUAGAUCUGCACCGUACUCAUUUGCUAGAUAUUGCUGAGAAAGAUUUGUUACAUUGUUAACAGCAUCAAAAAAUGAACGCUCUUUAGUACUUGGCUCGCUAUCUUUAGCCCAAAGACAUACUGGAAUACUAUAACCAACUAACUUGUUUGUUUCUUGAUUUUUCUUCUCACUCACACCAAAGCUGAAAAGAAGUGGUGUUUCAAUUACAAGUGGUCCUUUCUUUCCAUUUAAAUAUUUGACUUCAAUUGGGAUACGCUUAUACCUAAUCUUGCUAUCUUUCACUUUGUACUCUUUGGCUUCAUUAAAAACAAUAUUCUCUGGUGUAAGAUAAUCGUAACUGGAUAAUUGCAUUUUUUAUUAUAAUAAUUUAAUUUUUAAGCCAUAAUUUAUUUUUCUGGCCAGAGUAGAUUCACGCUCCAGUAAUUAGCCGAUUCAGGAUUAGUAUAAGUUAACUCUCCCUGUUUAUUUUUAAUCUUUUUAGCUCGAGCGAGAUACUUCUCUUUUAGCUCUUGAUCUUUAUGGAUAAGAUAGUCUGGAUACUGUGAUGACCCGAAAUGAAUUUUCUUUCCACUUGAAAGUGUUGCUACAUAUUUGUUAUUUUUUCGUGAUGAAUAAUCAAGAGAUUCAGCACCGAGUUUUUUAGCUUUUCUUGUUAAUUUUUUAAACUCUUUACCUGAAACAACGUAUUUAUCAUCAUCUGAUGAGGAGGAGUGGUCUUUAGGGUUAUAUGUUGGAUCCUCAUCAUGUCUAUAACCAUCAUCAACUAUAAAAUCCAAAUCUUCUUUUGUAGGAAUAUCGUUUUUAAAUUCCAUUUUUAUUAAUUGAUUAUGUUAUUUAAAAAAAAAUUCCCCUAAUUAAACUUAAGUCUUGUAACAAACAUUGUUAAAAGACUAAAUAUCAUUCAUUUCAUUUAUCCUUGAUUCCAAUUCUAAAAUUCCCUCAAUAAGUAUUUCAUCAUUAAGAAAUAAACCAAGCUUAUAAAAAAACCCCCGAACAAUUAUUUUAUCUCUAUUUAGGAUUAAGUCAACAAAAUACCAAUCAACAAUCUUAAGCCUGUAUUCUGUAGGAUUAUUAAAAUAUUCAAUUAUAUGAUUUACCAAACUCAGAAUCAUUUCAUAAAUAAUAAUCUUACCCCAAUUAUUACUUUGAAUGUUUAAUCCCAUUAUAACCUCUUCAAUAUAUAUCUUAAGAUUUAAUGCUAAUUUUAAAUUAUCAAUCCCUCUUAUAAAAAGAUAUUCAUUUCUGUAUUCCCUUGCAUAAUCUGGGAUUUUAUUAGUUUUUUUAAUGCAUUUCUGGUAAUUCGAAGAGUGCGCCAGGAUAACCAUUUCCCUAACGACUAACUUUCAAAAAUUGUAAAUGGUUGUCACUCAGUCAAACAUAUUUAAGGUUUUUAUUGGUACGUGUCAGCACACACACAGUUAUUGUACUUAAAGGUUCAUAGUGGACCAUAAUAGAGAUUGGCUCGAUUUAAAGGGGUUUUUAAUUUUGCAGGUCUUUAUAGAGAGGUCUGGGUUCGAAAUUAGGCAGUAAGCAUUUGAGAAAAUGUAGAAUGUUUGCACAAUUUUGACGGUGAAUGUAGGCCUGACCUGCGGUAAAUGCUUUUUAAUCGUAAACAAGGAUCUUCUUACUAAAAUAGUAAAGCUAGCCAAACAUUAGCCUGCACCGGGUAGUUUACUGACCUGCGGUAAAUACUUUUUAAUCGUAAACAAGGAUCUUCUUACUAAAGUAGCAAAGCUAGCCAAACAUUAGCCUGCACCGGGUAGUUUACUUUGGUUUCAAUGACUUCCAGAUGGUGAACUUUUUAUGUUACUUUGAAAGAGAUAUCGGAAAGCGAUUGCGAAUUUGAACGAUCCCUCUGAACGCAAGCACAUUUUAGGAAGAAGUUGUAUUUGGAGAAAGGAAAAUUGGAAAUAGUAUUAAUCUGGAUGAACUGCAAAAAGCAGUGUGUAAGGUCAUAAUUUGCUGUGAAUCUGGGAUCAUCCACCGUUCAUGCCAUUAACUCGCCCCAUGUUAGGGAAUCCAAGACAGUCCACUCCGUGGAUUCUGGAUUUCAGGGACUGGUUUCUGCACUACCUUUUUUAUCAGUUGGACUUGAACUCCGGAUUCCAAUCUCAUUAGAGUAUUCAAGAUUGCAAGAUUGCGAGGCCCAUGAUUCCGGAUUCCAAAAUCAAAAAUUCCCUGGAUUCUGAAAUCCAGAUUCCCUUACAUGGGGCGACAUUAAUCGCUGCAAACUCGCUUUGAACUGUAUUGUUUUCAGUCCUUAUGACUAAAUCACUCUGUGCUAAAUUUUUGUCGUUAAACGUCUCCCUGAAGGGGUUCAUGACUUAACGCAUUUUGGUUUUCACUGACGGGUAGUUGUUGUUUUUUAUAGCUGAGUAAUUAAGCUGUAGUAGCUCGUAGAAGUAAUAACUAAGAAACCUCUGAUAGUUGGUUAGCCUCCUGUAAAUAGUACAUCCUCCUUUCAUAUUCUGUUUGGGCAACAACAUCCCCACACCACUAACAACUUUCUUUCAACAGGGUAAUACCAGAUGCGAAUGGAUCUGCGUCUUCCCAACCCUCCAUCAGUUCAUCAGUUACAGAUUUUUAGUUUGAAUUAUCCACUUGUUUCAUCCAUUAGUUGGUCUGUAAGUAUUUAAAGUCAACAAAAGGUCGAUGUCUAUAAAUUUAAAAAAAUAGACAUUCUUGUUUGAUGAUGUUGCUUAUCACACUAGAAAGAGUUCAAAGAAAGGCGGCCGUUUUUGCCUCCAGAAUUUCAACCGAACAGUUAGCGUUACAGACAUGCUUAGAGAGCUGGAAUGGGAUACUUUAGAAAUGAGAAGAAGAAAAAACAAGUUAACACUAACGUACAAACUUAGUCAUAGUCUUGUAGAUAUAAAAACACAGAAAUUUCUUGUGCCGAAUAGCGAGACCAGAACACGUAGGAGCCAUGCGUUUAAGUAUAGAAUACCCCAAAUUAGCAGGGACCUUUUCAAGUUCUCUUUUUUUCCUAGAUCCAUAUGUGAAUGGAAUACUUUG
Porites lobata is the source of this 48878-nucleotide messenger RNA. The record is from the annotation of a GenBank genome assembly. Lineage: Eukaryota; Metazoa; Cnidaria; Anthozoa; Scleractinia; Poritidae.